Molecule: messenger RNA, 53337 nt
Organism: Callithrix jacchus (white-tufted-ear marmoset)
Lineage: Eukaryota; Metazoa; Chordata; Mammalia; Primates; Cebidae
Source: RefSeq, a predicted model, not a curated record
CGGCGCCGGGGCCCCCGACCUCCCCAAGCCCGCUGGCCGGGCAGGGUCCUGCAGGUCCCCUGGCGGCUCCCGCCGCUCUUUGGAGAUCCUAGAUGAGGUGGCAGCAGCUGUCCGCGCCCUCGGGCUCCCGAGCCCGCACAGGUGGCAUUUGGGCGGAGGUGCUAGAAGCCCCCCGUGGCCUCGGGGUCGGCGACGCAAGGCCAGCUGGGCAGGCAGCGCUGCGGAGAGGUCUAUGGAGUUUUCACCUGCCUGGAGGAGGAAACUCUCGGGGAGUGUUUGGGUUCUUCGAUGGCUAGCUACACACUGUCCGGGGGUUAAGCCAGGCAGGGCUUGCGGCUCCUUGGGGGGUGCCGCUGGUUUCGGUGCGGUGGCCAGCGCCCCUCUGGGAGUCCCCGGUAACCGGCUUCUGCUGGGGCGCUCUUUGGGAGCAGAUGCCAAGGUGUCCGAAAAGGACUUGGGGACCAAAUGUAUCUGACGGCGGCCCACCUGUCGGGAGGGAUGGAGGGGUGAGAUGGAUCUCCUCCCCAGCUCCUGCUGCAGGACUGGGUACGCCCCAGACGUCUUCCGAGCGCUUUAUUGUGGGAUGGGAGGGGAGGUGAUGGGGAAGAGAAACACUGUUUUUCCGGUGACUCUCGGGUCGUGUCCGCCGGCCCCGCUGAGAUGGCUGCAGGCAUCUCCUUCCCUCGCCAGUUUGAUGCCCGACGCUGUCACCUCGCUGUGUGCACGCGGAGGGACAACUUGUUAGGGGGCUCGAGGAGAUGUUUCAGGGCAUGGCCCAGUGCUUUAACACCCCCCCAACCCCCACUUCUCCUUCUCCCCAAAGUACAAGAAAAGUCCUGAAGUGUCCGCCCAAUUUUUACGAGGGAGGCGUGUGCGUGCAGUCCCUGCCGGGGUGGUGGGGGCGGGGGGAGGCUCGGAGCGCAGAUCGGUGGCAGCUGUACGGGAGAGACUGGGAUGCAGUACAAUGCAAAACGGGGAGGAGGGUUGACACGCAAAAGAGGGACUUGGGCCGCGUUUCUGCCCAGUGAGUCCCGGCUCAACCCGACCCGACCCGACCCCCUUGGCCUGCACGCGCGGCCCGUGGGGGGCUGCAAGCCUUUCCUAGGUAGCUCCGGACGCCACCGAGUUCCUCUCCGGGAAACUGGUCUGCCUAUUGGCGGGAGAAAAGAUUAGCUCCCAUCUUCCUGGUUGCAUUGCCUUCAAAAUUCUACCCCUACCCAUGGGAAAUUAAAAAAGAAAACACUAGUGGGAUGUUUGGCGAACACCCGGCACACAGUAGGUUAUCGAGGAAGGUUAACUACUUUCAGGAACAAGAGCUAGGAAAACGACGCGUGAUAAAGCCUCCAGGGAUAGUGAAUGCGAGCCCAUAUCAAUGGGGGACACAGCAGCAAAUGUGAAGUAGAAGGCUAACUUUCACCGGCUAAGACAUACUUUUGUGUUAAGCCUAAGAUGCCAUUCAUUAAUUCUGGGCCUACUGUUGAAGGUUUUAUUAAAUCCUAUUAUAAAUGGAUAGACUGUGCACAAGAUGAUUAAUGCUUAUUAGCUGAUUACUUUCUGGGGAGAAGUCAGCCUGCCUGCAAUUAACUCCUCCGAAUUCUCUUAAUGAUUUUCAUUAUGUAGUAGAGCUUCCCUUGCUAUAAUUUUGGGGAAGAAUAUUAACCACUUUGUUCAUUUGGCAUUUUCCAGUGGCUGUAUUUUAGCAACUUUUAGUGAUUCUUUGGGUGGGUUAUUUAGGGCCGAACAAGACUCCGUGGUUAAUACUGUCCAACACAGAUGCCACUUGUGUGAGCUCAGCUCUCUGGCUCCUUUCAAGGUUUUUUCUGGGUUUUAAGGAACGUACACACCUGCGUGCACUUGUUAUUACAUCUUAGUGAUAGAACUGGGAGAGCUGUUGUUUUGUUUGUUUAAUAGAGGUUUUAAAAUAAUGAUUUGGUAAAGCAAAUGGCUUCGUAAAAAGGAGACUUCAGUAGUAAGGCAAGUUCAGAAUUGAUUCCACGUUUAAUCUGGUUUUCAGUCUAGGGGAUCUUAGCUCUAAUGGAGUCACUACCAGAUCUGGCUGUAGAAUAUUCCUUUCCUUUCCUUCUGUCUAUUCCUCUUUCUUCUUUCUUUCCCUUCAUUUUGAAGCAAGGAGUAGUGGAAAACAUAUGGAUUUAGAUGUCCACAGAUUUCAGUUCUUUUACUUGCUAAUUGUAUAAGCUUAAGUGAAUUCUUAAAUUUUCUGAACCCCUGUUUGCUCUUCUGUUGAGGGGGGAAGAUAUUAAUCUCUUUGGAUUGUUGAAAGAAUUGAACUAGAGAACAUAUGAAUGUUCUUUAUACAUAGUAGGUGUUUGAAUGUUGGUUUCUUUCUUUAUUAGACUGCUAUCUAAAAAUACUAUUAUUGCAUGUAUCUGCUGUAUUUUUAAUAUUUUCUUGCCCCUGUAAUCCCAGGACUUUGGGAGGCCGAGGCGGGUGGAUCACGAGGUCAAGAGAUCGAGACCAUCCUGGUCAACAUGGUGAAACCUCGUCUCUACUAAAAAUACAAAAAAAAUUAGCUGGGCAUGGUGGCACGUGCCUGUAAUCCCAGCUACUCGGGAGCCUGAGGCAGGAGAAUUGCCUGAACCCAGGAGGCGGAGGUUGUGGUGAGCCGAGAUUGCGCCAUUGCACUCCAGCCUGGGUAACAAGAGCAAAACUGUCUCAAAAAAAAAAAAAAAAAAAAAAAAAAAAAAUCUAUAUCUAUCUAUAUAUUUCUUUUUAUUGUCUUACUAAUUAAAGUUCCAUUUUAGUUUUUCGUAAGCAACCGUCACAGAAUGCAGGUAAUUCUUGUAACUCCGGAGAGAUUUUUACCAGUUACCUUUGCUCUUGAGUGUCAGUCACUGAAAAAGAAGCCAAUGCACUCAUGUAUGCAGGAGAACUUGCUUUUUAGGUACCAGAACAUGCUGGUUUUUUAAAUUUACAAAUUAAAUAAAUAGAGAUAGGACCUUGCUAUGUUGCCUAUGCUGAUCUUAAACUCCUGGCCUCAAGCAGUCCUCCUCCCUUGGCCUCCCAAAAUGCUGGGAUUACAGGUGUAAGCCACAGCACCCAGCCAGUUACUUGUUUUUUAAGAAAAUGAGGCCAGGUGCAAUGGCCUAUAAUCCCAGCACUUUGGGAGGCCAAGGCAGGUGGAUUGCUUGAGGCCAGAAGUUUGAGACCAGCCUGGCUAACAUGGUGAAACCCCAUUUCUACCAAAAAUACAAAAAUUAGCUGGGCAUGAUGUACAUGCCUGUGAUCCCAGCUACUCAGGAGACUGAGACACAAGAAUAGCUUGAACUAGUGAUGUGGAGGUUGCAGUGAGAUCAUGCCACUGUACUCUAGCCUGGGCCACAGAGCAAGGCUCUCUCAAAAAAAAAAAAAAAGAGAGAAAAUGGGAAACAAAGCUAAUAUAUACAUAUACACAUGUAUAUAUACAUGCACAUAUCUAUAUACAUACAUGCACAUAUAUAUGCUUUCUAGAAUCUUCCUCCACAAUGCCAGGUCUUCAGUGACAGAGGACCUCAAAAAGAUCUUAGAUUACCUAUUACUUUUAGCUGGGUACAGGGAUGGGGAUUCAGGAGUGAGUGAGUUGGUUAACAGAAUGAAAAAGAUAACCUAUCUUCUUUUUAUGUUAUUAACACUCUUCUGGCAGCAAAUUAAUUUUUACUUAAUAAGUAACAAAAUGCCUACAGGCAUGAAUACAGUUAAUCUACUUGAAUGUCAACAGACCUGAAAACUUAGAAGAUACCUAAAGAUACCACAAAGAAAAACUUUCCAGGAGACUAAACUAGAAACAAUAAUAGAAACAAAUUCUCAAAAUAAGUCCUUAAGCAACCUAAAAGGUAUCUCUUUUUAGAGAGAUUUGGGACAUAAAUUGUUCUGGGGCCAGGCACAGUAACUCACUAAACCUGUCUCUACUAAAAAUACAAAAAUUAGCUUGGUGUGGUGGCACAUGCCUGUAAUCCCAGCUACUCAAGAGGCUAAGGCAGCAGAAUUGCUUGAACUUGGGAGGCAGAGGUUGCGGUGAGCCAAGAUCGUGCCACUGCACUCCAGCCUGGGUGACAGAGCAAGACUCUCUCUCAAAAACAACAACAAAAAACAAACAAAAAAAACCCCUUUUUGUUAUCUGCAUCUUUAACAUCAUGUUAGUACUUUCCUUGAUACUUAUAAAUGCAUCGCACCUUUAAAUAGUCACCCAACCUUUCCACAAUGAGAAAUAUGUUUCAUAACUGGUCCCUGCAAGCAGUCCAGAGGCAGCAGUGAAAUAGAGGUUGCCAGCCUUGGAGUCCUUUGACCUGGGUUGGAAUGCAGGCCUCACAGCUUCCUAGGUGCAUAACCUAGGGCAAGUUACUUUGCCUCUUUAGGCUUCAGUUUCCUCAUCUGUAAACGGGAUAAUAACAGUACUGUCUGACAAGGCUGUGUGAUGAGUUCCAAAUGAGAUAGUUUAGGUAGAUGGCUUAGCACACAGCUCAGUAAAAGGCAGUCAUUAAUAUGUUGUUGCUAUGGCUUUGCAAAUAUCACUCACCCAGCCAUUGCCUUUCUCCUGGGCUGUGAAGGAAACGGGAAUCAUUCUACAAGUUAGUAUUUAUUUAAGCAAACAUCAGUGCCCAUUUGCACCAGGCACUGGAAAGACAGAGUUCCCUAGAGCUGGGUGAGGUUCUGAAUCUCCGAUCUAUACUUUUUCUAAAGCGUCAGAGGACCAGAGUGCUUGUUUGCCUCUUAACCUUGCAGGGGACUUGUGAAGGGCCUGGUUGCUGUCUCACCUGGGUACUGCCCCCUCCUGCGUGGCAGAAGCCCAUGGAACGAUCCUGAGCCCCCUUACCCCUCAUUUCAGUUGGUCUCUUCUCUCCUUUAUCCUCCAUGCUCCUGUUUUUCUAUUUUUAAUUUUUGUUUAUUUAUUUUAGACAGUGUCUUGCUCUGUUGCCCAGGCUGGAGAGCAGACAGGCAUGAACAUGGCUCACUGCAACCUUGACCUCUUGGGCUCAGGUGAUUCUCCCACUUCAGCCUCUCAAGUAGCUGGGACUAUAAGUGCAUGCCACAGUGCCCAGCUAAUUUUUUUUUUUUUUUUUUUUUUUUUUUUUUAGAGACAGGGUCUCACCAUGUUGCCCUGGCUUCUCUUGAACUCUUAGGCCUGAGCAGUUUUUCUGCCUGGGCCUCCCAGUAUGCUGGGAUCACAGGUGUGAAGCACCAUGCCUGACCCACAUGCCUGUUUUGUUUAAUUACUAUUCUGUUUAAAACUCAACAGUUUCUGAACCCUGUGGCUUCUUCAAAGGCUAAUUGCUCUGUGUGGUUUUCUUAGUGUGGAUCCUGGGUAGGCAUUGCUAAGGACAGAGAAUCUUGGUAUAGCUCCUUUCAUUCAUUCAUCUUUAGACUAUGCUGGGGAAUUACCUCUCGGCUUCAUGGAAGCCUGUGGGGUUCACAGAGAGCCUGAGUUGUGUUUUUUCUUCCGCGAGAAAGCAGACCAAAGGCUGGGUGCGGUGGCUCAUGCCUAUAAUCCCAGCUUUGGGAGGCUGAGACUGGUGAAUCAUGAGGUCAGGAGUUUGAGACCAGCCUGGCCAACAUAGUGAAACCUCAUCACUACUAAAAAAUACAAAAAUUAGCCAGUUGUGGUGGCUACUCGGGAGGCUGAGGCAGGAGAAUCAUUUGAGCCUGGAAAUCAGAGGGUGCAGUGAGCCAAGACCACACCAUUGUACUCAAGCCUGGGUGACAGAGCGAGAGCCAUCUCAAAAAAAAGAAAGCAGAUCAAGUAUUUGCUCUCUUCCUGCUUGGGACCUUGUCCCUCUUUGCAUGGAGGGAUGGUUCCCUUAGAACUUCUGGUUCUGAAGAUCUGUGUUCUUUAUCAGUCUCUCAAUGUAGUAUAUUUGCAUUUAUUAGGUGACAACUGGGCCUGGAAGCUGUGGUGGGGGUGGGGUGGGAAGCCAGCUCUCAAUCUGACAUUGACUCCUGAAGGAGAGGGUCACCUGUGUUCUGGGCAGCCUUUCAGUGGCGAAGGCCACCAUCCCCCCAGCGUGAUUGAGAAGCCUGGCACUUCUGUGUUGAGUACUGUGGAGCCUGACCUUUGGCUAGUAGCUUGGUCUUUAUUGACAGGGCUGUGGUUUAUAGCUUUGUUACUUUGCUGCUGAGUGGCUUUUGUUCCACCAGAGUUGCGUUUUGUUUGAUUUAGUGCAGGUGGUAUUUGAAAAGUUUUCUAACCUUUACUGAAAGCGAGUUACACUAGAAAAUCCUCUUUGGAAACCCUCAGGCACCAAAUGCUGUCCUUCACUUAGAUUGGAUGCACUGUUUAUUUUAUAGAGUAUGGUGUGAUUUGUGUACAAAUCCUUAUUUUCUCUUCCUGGAACUUAGUAAAUUACUGAGAUGAUCCUGUGAGAUUUCUGUAUGUGAUCUGUAGAUCCAGAAGGAACACUUAACAUUUUCUAUAAGAACAAAGGUAACCCUUUGACUUGGGUGGUUUAAAUAUUCACUCACUCAGGGAGAUGGAUAGGUUUUGUAUAUUUUGUGCUGGAAAUUAAUGACCCUAUCUAAAGAUAUUGAAAAAUAGUGUGAGUCCUCUAAGUCAGGCACUAGCAGCUGCUGUAUCAACCUCCACUUUUUUUUUUAAUUUUGAGUUAGGGUCUUGAGAUAUUACCCAGACUGGUCUCGAACUCCUGAGCUCAAGUGAUUCUCCCACCUUAGUCUCCUGAAUAGUUGGGAAUACAGACAUGUGCCACUGCACCUAGCAACCUCCAGAACUUUUGAUACAAUAAGGACUCUAAGUGUGUGAAGUUCAUGAGACUACAGAGAUUAUAAGAAUUAAAAGAAAACCUGUGCUGAUUUUGGUACCAGUACAACUUUGAGGGGAGGAGAGUUUCCUCAUGAUCUUGUCUUCUUAGUAUAGAAGCUUAUUUCAUAAGACUUUAAAAUUAUUAUUAUUAUUUUGAGAUGGGGUCUCACUCUGUCACCCAGGCUGGAAUGCAGUGCACGAUCUCGGCUCUCUGCAACCUCUGCCUCCUGGGUUCAAGCGAUUCUUCUGCCUUAGCCUUUUGAGUAGCUGGAAUUACAGGGAUGGCCACCAGGCCUGGCUAAUUUUUGUAUUUUUAGUGGAGAUGGGGUUUCACUAUGUUGGCCAGGCUGGUCUUGAACUUCUGAUCUCAGCCACCCACCUCAGCCUCCCAAAAUGUUGGGAUUACACGCAUGAGCCACUGUGCCUGGUCUUUAAAAAGAAAAAAAAUAAAAUAUACCUAACAUAAAAUUUACCAUUUUGAUCUUUUUUAAGUGCACAAUUCAGUGGCAUUAACUACAUUCACGUUGUGCAACCAUCACUAUGACCCACCUUCAGAACUUUUCAUCAUCUCAAAUAGAAACUGUGCCCAUGGGCUGGGUGCAGUGGCUUACUUUUGGUAAUCCCAGCACUUUGGGAGGCUGAGGCAGGUGGAUCGCCUGAGGUCAGGAGUUCGAGACCAGCCUGGCCAACAUAGUGAAACCCCGUCUCUACUAAAAAUACAAAAAAUUACCUGGGUGUGGUGGAGAGCACCUGUAAUCCCAGCUACUCGGGAGCCUGAGGCAGGAGAAUCACUAGAACCCAGGAGGCGGAGGUUGCAGUGAGCCAAGGUCACACCAUUACACUCCAGCCUGGGUGACAAGAGCAAAACUCCAUCUCAAAAAAAGAAAAAGAAACUGUGCCCAUGAAAGAGUAACUACCCCUUUCUUCCUAUUUCCUGGUCCCCAUAACCUCUAUUCUGAAUCUGACUAUUCCAAGGUCCCUCAUGUUAAGUGGAAUCACACAAUAUUUGCCCUUUUAUGACUAGCUUAAUUCACUAAUGUGAUGUCCAUAAGGUUCAUUCACACUGUAGCAUGAGUCAGAAUUUCCUUCCUUUUUAAGGCUGAAUAAUAUUCCAUUGUAUGCACAUACCACAUUUUGUUUACCCCUUCAUCUGUGACAGAUAUUUGGGUAGUUUUCACCUCUGGCUAUUGUGAUUUUUUUCAAUUAAAAAAUAUUUUCUUAAGACAAGAUCUUCCUCUGUUGCCCAGGCUGGAGUGCAGUGAUGUGAUAGUUCACUGCAGCUUUGAACUCCUGGGCUCCAGCCAUCCUCCUGCCUCAGCCUCCCAAGUUGCUGGGACUACAGGCAUUCAUCACCACACCCAGCUAAUUACAAAACAAUCUGUGGGUGUGUGUGUCUAGAGAUGGGGGGUCUCAAUAUGUUGUUGCUCAGGCUGAUCUCAAAUUCCAGAGCUCAAGCGAUCCUCCUGCCUUGGCCUCCUAGUGUUGCGAUUACAGGUGUGAGUCACCAAGCCUGGCCCACCCUCUGGCUGUUUGACUAAUGCUGCCAUGGACCCGGGCGUACACAUAUCUGUUUGUUCAUGUCUAUUUUUGAGCCCCCCUUAUUCAGUUUGGUAAAAUGUAGCCUUCAUAAAUAAGAUGUGCAGGACCAAGUGUUAUAGUAUUUAAUAUCAUGCAGUCCUCCAGAAUAGCAUGGAAAUAAGAAUGCAGGGAAUGUGGGAGGAGGGUCGUGUUGAAGACACCUGAAGGCAGCACAUGAUUCUUUUCACCUGCAGCUGCUCUCACUGAGCUGGUGGUCAUAUGCCUUGUUUUUUUAAGACAGAGUUUUUCUGUCGCCCAGACUGGAGUACAGUGGUGCAAUGUCAACUCACUGCAACCUCCUCGCCUGCCAGGUUCAAGUAAUUGUCCUGCCUCAGCCUCCCAAGUGGCUGGGAUUACAGGCACACGCCACCAUGCCCAUCAUUUGCCAUUCUGUCAUCCAGCUGGCCUGUGUUAUGUGUGACACUUUUCUCUGUGUCAGGGUUUGUUUGUUUGUUUUUUAAUGUCAGGUUGUUUUCCCCCUUAGGGUAGAAUUCAUGGCAAGGCAAAAGGUCAGUUAGAGACUAUAGCAUGGCAGCGUUAUCACAUAUUUCAUCUCUACAAUCAUGUGCUUAUGGGUGUCCUGGUAUAAAAGCCAGAAGGCUUUAUGUAAUAAUUAGAUGUCAAUCUGUUAAAGACAACUUAAUCUGUAGUUUCUAGAGAACAGUACUCCCAUAUGAGUUAAUACUCAUACUGUGCCCUGAAAGUUAGCUAAAUAAGGAUUUGCAUGUUUAAAAAGCAGGUUUUUAAAGUGAAACAAAACACACACACACAAACUCAUCAAAGCUUGAAACCAAACAAAAAUACUACUAUCCCUGGGUGUCCACCCACUUUCCUAUUUCAUGCCAACUAUAGGCACAAAAAGAAUAUUGGGGUUAACAUGGUGAAUUUCUUGGCAGUCUGAUACUUUAUCUGUCUAGCUCAACUGCAUUAAGAGCAUCUAGGAUUUUGUCAUCAGUCUUAGGCUUACUCCCCUUGUGCAGAACAACGCAAAAAUUCUUAAAAGUCCAUUUGAGAACCUUAGGCUGUGAAUGGUGAUGGAUGUAGCAGAUAACAUGCCCUGACUCUUUAAGGUCACUGGGACCCAGAGAAUGGGAGGGCAAGGGUGCAAGUUGCCAUUGUAAAUAGAGUGGCCAAUGGGACCUCCUUGAGAAGGUCAUAUUUGAGCAAAGACUCCGGAGGGGAGAGGGUGGUCCAGGAUGCUGUGGGGAAAGACUGCUGCAGGCAGAGGGGACAGGUAACUCGCUGCAGAGGCCCUAGGUUAAGAGUGCUUGACUUAACUGGCUAUUCCUCCGAUGAGUGAUUGGGAAAGGGAAGGAGGAGGAGGUAAGGGCAGAGAGGAAGAGGAGCCAGGUUGUGCUGGGCUUGCCAGGCUGUGUACAGACUUUGGCUUUGAUUUCUUGGAAGAUGGCAGCUCAGGGCAGGGCAUUGCUCCUUGGAGUGGUGGGAUCUGUGUGAAGACAGGCCAGGCAGAGGGCUCCCAAUCAAGGAGUCAAGCAGGAGGCUGAGCCAGCCAAGUGAGGGUGGGAGCUUUUGCCAGGCUGGUAGCUCCCACCAGGAUGGGAGCUGUGGGGCCAAGAUGUUAGAUUCUUGAGAAGGACAGAGGAGAAAGGACACAGAGAGAACAGGAUCGAAUACAUGCAACUUUUAUUUUGACAGAUCAGAAUGGACUGUCAGAUGGACUUCCAGACAGAUUGGAUAUGGGGCGUGAGAGAGAGAGAGCCAAAGAUAACUUUCUCGGCAGAACCUGGGUUGCAAAAGGAAAUCUGAGUUUCAAAACGCUGGGAAUUCACUGGGCUGUGUUCUGAUCACUUGCAACUAGGUUAUAAAGAGGCUCUUCAGAAACAUACACAUAAGGCUUUGGUUCAGAGAACUUUGUACUUACCAUUGGCCUGCCUUCCUAGUUUGGGGGAAAGAGCAUUGUUAGAAAUGAGAGGUGGUUUUCCAGAAGCAGAGGACUUGACUUCAGUGACAGGUGGGUGGUCUGUAACCCACAGGCUGUCCCGCCAGGGCUGCCAUUGCAGGUAUCGCCACUCAAGCCCCAGUCCCCUCCCUACCUUGUUUGUCCUUUGCCUAACUGGAAGAUUAAGCUCUUUCCAGUCACUCCCCAUCUCCAUACACAUCAAUGUUUUGUUUUAAACAACUAUAUUGAGAUAUAAUUCAUGUACCAUACAACUCAGCCUUUUAAAAUAUACAAUUCGGGCUGGGCACAGUGGCUUAAGCCUGUAAUCCCAGCAAUAUGGGAGGCCCAGGAGGGGGAAUCAUUUGAGACUAGCCUGGCCAACAUGGUGAAUCCCAGGCUCUACUAGAAAUAAAAAAAUUAGCGAGGCCUAGUGGUGGGCUACUCAGGAGGCUGAGACAUGAGAAUCACUUGAACCCGAGAGGCAGAGGUUGAGGUGAGCUGAGAUCACGCCACUGUGCUCCAGCAUGAACAACAGAGUGAAACUCUGCCUCAAAAACCAAACAAAAAAGGAAGGAAAUUUUAAUACAUGCUACAUGAAUGAACCUUGAAGACAUGCUAAAUGAAAUAAGUCAGGCACAAAAGGACAAAUAUUUUGUGAUUCCACUUACAUGAAGUGCCCAGAAUAGUCAAGUUCAUAGACAGAAAAUUGAACAGCAGUUGCCAGGGGCUGGGGCCAUGGGGGAAUGGGGAGUUAGUGUUUAAUGAACCUUGAGCUUCAGUUUGGGGAGAUGAAAAGUUUCAAAUGAGUGGUGGUGGUAAUUGUGGAAUCAUGUGGAUGCACUUAAUGUCACCGACUGUACACUAAAAGGAAUUAAAGACCAGGUGCGGUGGCUCAGGCCUGUAAUCCCAGCACAAUGGGAGGCCGAGAUGGACAAAUCACCUAAGCUCAGGAGUUUGAGGCCAGCCUAGCCAACAUGGUGAAACCCCAUCUCUACUAAAAAAUACAAAAAUUAGCCAGGCGUGGUGGUGCAUGCCUGUAAUCCCAGCUACUUGGGAGGCUGAAGCAGGAGAAUCAUUUGAACCCAGGAGGUGGAGGUUGCAGUGAGCCAAGAUUGCAACACUGAACUUCAGCCUGGGUGACAGAGUGAGAUUCUGUUUCAAUAAAAUAAAAUAAAAUUAAAAGUAGUUAAAAUGGUAAAUUUUGUGUUUUGUAUAUUUUACCAUAAUAUAAAAAAUGGUCCAGGGAGUGGGGGUCUCUUGGAGGAGGUUAUACUUAGGUUGAGACCCAGAGGAUAAGAAGGUACCAGUCAGGGUAAGAGUGGUCCAGUCAAUGGGAACAGCAAGUACAAAGGUCCUGCAGUGGAUGAGAGCUUAGUAUUGUGCUCUAGGAAUUGUAAGAGGCCAGAACAGCAGGGGUCACAUGAUGCUGGGGCCAUCAUGGGAUGAGGGAGGCAGGCACUAAACUGCAGAGAAACUCAUAGAAGGUCACUAACAUAUUUGAAGACUCAAACUCCUGGGCUCAAGGGAUCCUCCCACCUCAGCCUUCUAAGUAGCUGGGACUAAUAUCCACUUUUAUCCAGUACUGUCAUGUCUAGCAGUGGAGUGAUGUGAUUCGAUUCCUGGUUUUGGCUGAUAAUCCAGACUGCAAUAUGCAGAAUGAGUUGGCAGGUGUGGUGGGGUGGAAUGAGGCCAAAAGCAAGGAGAGGAAAUUUGGGAGGCCCCUGCAAUGUCCCCAAGAGGGUGGAGGGAGAGAUAAGUUGGGGGUUUGGGCCAGAUGAUGGGAGUGGGGUUGAGAAGUGGAAGGUAGGUGCCGCACUUCACAAGGGAAUCCUGGUUUUGGUGAUGGGUUGGAUUUGAAGAUAGAAUUGUUGACAAUUCUUAGAUUUCUAAUACAAGCAACUAAAGCUGAUGGUGCCAUUGAGACCAAGGAGUCGUUUUAGAAGAUGAACUUAGCUUUGAUCAUGUUUAGUUCAUGUUGCUGGGACAUCUGGGUGUGGUUGCUGGUGAUUCAGAAGUCUGGGCUGGAGACACAAUUUUGGGAAUUGUAGCCUGGGAUUGGGUUUAAGGAGCUGCUCCAAGAUGCUGGAAACCAGUGCUUCCUAUUGUCGAUAUCAGCCUUUAGUUUGGACUAAGAAUUUUUAAGUAGUUUUGGCAACAAAGUAUGUACAUUUGAGCAAAAAAAAAAAAAAAAAAGCACUUGUGCAAAGUCACAAGCCCUGCUUUAUGGACAAAGAUGACAAGGUGGAGGGCUGAUGCAGGGUGCCUAGCGGACAAGACCCCCAUACAUGGCUCAAAAUGUUCUCAGAUGUGGGAAAGGGCCACUUUGUGUGGUUUAGGAACUUGCUAAAGUCAGGGAAUUUCCUGUGGAAAACCGACUUUUCAAAUUGGCUUGUGUGGCCUAAAAACCAAAUCACUCUUUUCAUGUGUGUAGAGUGGUGUAACGAAAUGGUGCUGCUCAAUGUACUCUACUUCCGCAUGGUGUAUUUACCCACUUAGUCCCGUGGUGUAUUAAUUUCCUGGUCUCUUUUUGCAAGCAAAGGAAUUAUAACUUGCAUGAGGUCAGAACUAGUAAUUGACAAAACCAGAAAUUGCAGUCAAGUUUCCAGACUCACAAGGCGAGGGUUCUUUUCCAAGACCUCACAGAUGAAGGUUGGAAAUCCAUCCAAAUGACUCAGAGAUAGGCUUGCCAAAUUUAACAAAUAAAAAUACCGGACACAGUUCAGUUUGAAUCUCAGAUAAAUGAAGAGUAAUUUUUUUUUUAGUAUGUCCUAUGCAACAUUUGGAGGACUGACUUAUACUAAAAAUGAUGUGUUCUUUUUGUUACUGUCAAAUAUAACUGUGUGUCCUAUUUUUCAUCUGGUUGCCCACCCAGAAAUGAACUCUUGGAACACAAAAUCAUUUGUAAUUUGUGGACUUCGUGUAUAUUCAGGCUCUUUAUAAAAACUCCAGGAUCUGCCAAGCAUUUUGUUUUAUUUGUGGGUGGGAGUGGGAGGAGGAUUGAUUUUCCUAUUCUCUUAAAAUGGCUAUGUUGUGAUUUUUUUUCCGUCUUUAGUAUCUGUGAUUUGUAAUAGACAGCAGCCCAGUUUUGGGAAUAAGCCCAGAGGAUGUCAGCUCUGGUGAGUCACUGAAUGGUUGGCUGACCUCAGCUAAUAAUAGUAAUUCUUUACAUUUUUAAAAUACUUCAUAGUUUUAAAAACUUCUCAUUUGGGAAUUGGCAAGGCAGGACUUAUCCCCAUGGAACAGAUGAGAAACACAAGGGAAGCAGUGCUUGGGGGAGUGGGUGGUACCAGGAAAUGGGUUAGGGUAUUCUUUUUCUAAUAUUUAGUUCAAUGAUAAGUAGUUAAUUUUCUCCCCUCCUCUCCCCAUCCCUCCCUUCCCCUCCCCACCCCUCCCUUCUCCUCUCCUCCUUUCUUUUCUUGAGACAGAGUCUUGCUCUGUUGCCAGGCUGGAAUGCAGUGGAACAAUCUCAGCUCACUGCAACCUCUGCCUCCUGGGUUCAAGCAAUUCUCCUGCCUCAGCCUCCCAAGGAGCUGGGACUACAGGUGCCUGCCACCACACCCAGCUACUUUUUGUAUUUUUAAUAAAGAUGGGUUUCACCAUAUUGGCCAGGCUGGUCUCAAACUCCUGACCUCGUUAUCUGCCCACCUUGGCCUUCCAAAGUGCUGGGAAUACAGGUGUGAGCCACCACGCCCAAGAAUUUUCUUUUCUUUUUUUCUUUUUUGUAAUUUUGGCAAAUAAGCCAAAAUUACAAGAGGAAAUGGUAUACUGGACCCAACAUUGCCCACCCGCGGUGUUUCAGAUGGAGCCCUUAGGCCCACUUUUUAUCAGAUGAAGUUAUGUUGCCUUUUAGGUUCUUCUGUGUGUGUCAUAAGGAAAUCAGUAAGCAUAAAACGGCUUUAAUUGCACUUGGCAGAGGACUAAGGGUAUAUAAAGAUUGGUGACCGUUGUAAGAACUAAAGUACAUUUUAUUUGCUUAUAAAAUUUUGUUCGCCAUGGUAUUUUAGGCAUUAUACAAUGAUUUCCGGUCCAGAAAAUCCUUAGAAUUUAAUAUGACUAUUACAAAGUUUCUUUUCUUCAAAGUUUUGUAUUUGAAAACUUGUUUUAAUAUCACUUAAAUAUAAAUAUAACAUAAUAUCCUGUCUGGCAGUCUUUGUAAACGCUCGAAUUUGUCCAAGCUCUAAGUUGUUAGGGGUCAUUUUUCUGUUCCAAGUCGAUGUUAUCUCCAUAUCUGCUGUAUUUCAAUACCCCUGACUAGAUGUAAAAAAGAUAGUAUCUCUUUCAUGCAAACCUUAAUUUUUCAAAACACUCUUUAACAUCUUUUUGUGUUUCUAGUUUUCAUGAAUCAUUAAAAGAACACAUUUUGUUACUGAAAUAAAGGGGCUUGGCCCAGGCACAGGGUCUCAAACCUGUAACCCCAGCACUUUGUGAGGCUGAGGUGGGUGGACCACUUGAGGUCAGGAGUUCGAGACCAGCCUGGCCAAUAUGGUGAAACCCUGUCUUCAGUAAAAAUACAAAAAUUAGUCAGGCAUAGUGGCGCAUGCCUGUAGUUUCCACUACUCAGGAGACUGAGGCAGGAGAAUUGCUUAAACUUGGGAGGCAGAGGUUGUAGUGAGCCGAGAUUACACCGCUGCAUUCCACCCUGGGCAACAGAGCGGGCUCUGUCUUAAAAAAAGAAAGAAAGAAAGAAAAAGAAAUAAAGGGGCUUAGAUUAGAAGAUACCCAGCAAAAUUCUUAGCUCUAAUUUCCUCUUUAUGUUAAAUUUAUUGGAUUCUCCCCUCUGUUGCCCUGGACUAACUGGUCUCCACUUAAAAGGUGAUCCUGGGAUUUUUGUUUAAUUAGUUUGUUUCUCUAACUGUUACAGGCACCAUUUUUAGACUUGCUCUGAGCAUCAUAUAGUUGCUCAUAUCCAUAGUCAAAAUAUUAAAAUCGCAGGGUUAUUAAUAUUUAAUUAACCUGGCAUUGUGAUAGAUACUUUUUAAGCAAGAGCUAUUAUUUAAGGAGAACCAGGAUUCAGUUCAGAAAGAUAAAAGAUGACAAUGAAAUAUUUGAUUAUUAAAAUGUUUUUACUAGAAAAGGAACAUUUGUAAGGUUAAUGGUACAGUUGCUUCUGCUAACCUUAAUAGCUAUCGAGUAUCAGUCCUCUUUUUUUUUUUUUUUUUUUUUUUUUUUUGGUGGCAGGGUCUCAUUCCGUUACCCAGGCUGGAGUACAGUGGUACAAUCUCAGCUCACUGCAACCUCCGCCUUUCAGGUUCAAGUGACUUUCCUGACUCAGCCUCCUGAGUAGCUGAGAUUCCAGGUGUGCACCACCAUGGUUGGUUAAUUUUUAUUUUUAUUUUCAUAAACAUGGGGGUUUUGCCAUGUUGGCCAGGUUGGUCUUGAACUCCUGGCCUCAAGAGAUCUGUCCACCUUGGCCUCCUAUAGUGCUAGUAUUACAGGCAUGAGCCACUGCACCCAGCCAAAAUAUCAUUCCCUUUUAACAUAGAAUUCUGCUGGGACAGAUGCGCCCUGUGUCUCAGGAUCCCCGCACAUGCUGUAUUCUUCACACCAGAGACUCUUUCCCUUCCUUCCCUUCACCUGCUGACCAGGUGCUACCUCCUCCUGGAAGAUUUCCUGAUUCCUUGUCUUUCCCAGACCAAAGUGAGGGACCCCCUCCUCUGUUCUAGUGGUUCCCUGUACAUUAUCAUCCCAGCAUGGAUGGUUCCAUCUCAGAGGUGGUAGCUAGCUUUUAUCUCAGGUGUGGCUUGAUCAGUGGUGGCUGCCUAGACACUGGUUUUCAAAGAAUGCUCCCUGGACUAGCAAUAUCAGCACAACUGGGGGUUGCACCCUAAACUCAUUGACUCUGAUGAUUUGGGGUUAAGACCCAGUAAUCAGUGUCUUAACAAAACUUCCAGGUGAUUCUGAUGCCUGCUCCAGGUUGAGAAUCCCUGGCCAAGAGGUUUUUGAUGAGUAGGAUUCUGAGGUGAGUAGGAUUCUGAGGUGAUGUCCAGCCACAGCAGGAAAAGGUAUGUUAGAAUUCCUUAGUGCUGGCCAGGCACAGUGGCUGAUGCCUGUAAUUCCAGCACUUUGGAAAGCUGAGGCAGGUGGAUCACAAGGUCAGGAGUUCAAGACCAGCCUGGCCAAUAUGGUGAAACCCCAUCUUUACUAAAAACACAAUAUUAGCCGGGCAGUGGCAGGGGCCUGUAAUCCCAGCUACUCAGGAGGCAGAGGCAGGAGAAUUGCUUAUACUCGGGAGGCAGAGGUUGCAGUGAGCCGAGAUGGCACCACUGCACUCUAGCCUGGGUGACAGAGCAAGACUGUGUCUCAGGAAAAAAAAAGAAUUCCUUUUGCUAUCACCUUGAGCAGGUGAGAAGCAGGACAGAUGUGGGCCCAGGGGUGUGGCAUCCCUGAACUAUAUUGUAAUUGCUGUUCUACUUGUCUGUGUUUACACUAGUGGCCACUUCGGUGAGAAUAGCAUCUUGGCAAGUCUCAUGUUGUAGCUCAGUCCGCAGUGCCAUUCUUAAAUUGUAGCAGCUAUUCUAUAAUUAAAAAUUAAAUAGUGAAGUCAGAAACAUUCCUUUCCACACUGAUAGGCACUUGCAUUAGCUGCCAUUAUUAGAGGCAUGUUUUAUGAGAGAGAAGGCCAUUGAACAACAUCGAACCAAUAAUUGUUGGCUGUUUUUAUAUAGUGACUCUACAAUAAAAAGAAUCUACCAUGGCCUAAUUAAGUGAAUGUUAUGGCUUUUGCUCCUUCACUAAGCCACCAGAGGAGAAUAACCAAGUUUUUUCUUGGACUUCAUAACUUAGUAAAAUAGUCACAAACACAAAUCGAUAUUUAGAAAUAGGGCCGGGCACAGUGGCUCACAUCUAUAAUCCCAACACUUUGGGAAGCCAAGGCAGGUGGAUCACUUGAAGUCACGAGUUUGAGAAGAUUGGCCAACAUGUUAAAACACCAUCUUUACUAAAAACGCAGAAAUUAGCUGGGUGUAGUGGUGUGCGCCUGUAAUCCCAGCUACUUGGGAGGCUGAGGCAGGAGAAUCGCUUGAACCCAGGAGGCAGAGGUUGCAGUGAGCCAAGAUCGCACCACUGCACUCCAGCCUGGGUGACAGAGUGAGACUCCAUCUCAAAAAACAAAACGACAACUACAAAAAUAGAUAUUUAAAGAUUUUUGCAUCUUUUUUUUUUGGUACUUAUUACCAUACUUUGGAAAUGCAACAAAAAUACUGGGAAUUUUUCUUUAAGCGUCUACUUGGGAAAAAAAUGGACUCUCUUAUGAAAUUUUCGCUUGGGUUAGAGAUAUUUUUACAAAUGGUACUUGGAAAUAAAGACCAUCCCAUAACCCUGAGCUAUGAAAUAUUUAGGGAAACAUCAGCUAACACCUGGAUCCACUCACUCUCCUACUUUGGUUUUAUGUUGUUGUCAAAAGACAAAGGAUAAAUAGUUUUCACGAUCUUGUAUAUUUUGGAGUUCCCAUAACUCCAAUCGUUUUCUAAUUAGAUGGGGCAGCAUCCAGCUUAAUACUAGGUCUGGUUUUUUAAGUCGGUUUUAGGUGCUUGUCAACAAAGCCGGAACAUAAGAAAGUUGAACUGAUUUGUGGAGCUCUUACCCUGGCCUUCCUGUGAACGUUUUGAGACAGAAGACAGGCACCAGUUUAUGAAAGCCUUCGUAAAAGUAUACCUAACUUAAUCAACUGGAUGUGACUGCUGCCCCCUGUGGAACACUCUAAGUUGUCACAAUUCAAGAUGCUCCAAGUGUCUAGUGCUCCAGGUCAGGGAUGCUUCUAAAUAUCCUACCACAUGCAGGACAGACUCCACAACAAAGCAAUGUCUUACCCAAACUGUCACUAGGGUUGAGGUUGAGGAAUUCUAUCCUAAACCAUGGGUAGGAGUCCUCUUAAAAUGCUGUGGUUCGGCAGGACUUAGUCAUAGGUGCGUUUCAUAGUCUCUGCACAUCCCCAAACAUAGCACCCUGAGCACUGAACUCUGACAUUAGUUGAGAAGAUGAUGCCCCUCUAGCUGGUGCUUAAGCCUUUUGGCUUAAGCCUGGACUUGAUCUUUGACCCCUUUCUCUUCCAAACUGUACCCCACCUUCAUUUCCAAUCCAUCUCCAAGGCCUGUUGCUUCUACCUCUAGAAGACCUUAACGCCACCCGAUAACCUCUAUCUCCGCUGCUAUCCGCAAGGUUCAAGCUGCCAUCUCCCUCUCCUGGACCAUUCUGGUAGCCUUCUCACUGAGGGCUAUGCUUCCACCCUGCCCCUUCCAAACAAGAGCAGACACUCAGAUCCUGCCAACCCUUGCAGUAGCUCAUGCUGUGGUUCUAACAACAGCCACCUUCUCUCCACAGCUCACCAUGCCCAGCCUGCCCUGACCCGGGCUUCCCCCUGCAAAUUCCAUUAUUUUACUACUUUAGUUUCUGUAGCAUGAAGAGUCUCUUCCUGUCCCACGAACUUCAGAUUUGUAGCUUUCUCGCCUGAAAAGCUCUUCCUCUGAAUGCCUCCUUUUGCCUUUUGGCCCAAGUGUCAUUUCUUCAGUGUAGUCUUCUGCACACCCCAGUUAAAGUUGAAGGAGUCCCUCCGAGUUAUGCCCUCUGCUCACUCUUUCUUUCUUGAGUAGCAAGGAUGUAGAGAACAGGGGAAGCCCAGAAAUACUGUUGAAAUGGCAACAGCUCUGUCUCCAUGUGCCCUUCGAUGUAUGGUAGAGGAGAUGGCUUCGGUGUUUUCUUCAAUGCUUAAUUUCCUUUUUUUGAGAUGGGGUCUCGCUCUGUCACCCAGGCUGGAGUUCAGUGGCACAAUUUCAGCUCACUGCAACCUCUGCCUACCGGUUCAAGCAAUUCUCCUGCCUCGGCCUCCUGAAUAUCUGGGAUUACAGGCAUGAACCACCACGCCCAGCUAAUUUUUGUGUUUUUAGUAGAGACAGGAUUUCGUCAUGUUGACCAGGCUGGUCUCAAACUCCUGACCUCAAGUGAUCUAUCUGCCCCGGCCUCCCAAAGUGCUGGGAUUGCAGGUAUAAGCCGCCAUGCCUGGGCCUUGAUUUCCUUUUAUAGUGUCUCUUCUUGUGAAUAUCAGGAGUCUUGCUUCCGUUAAGGCAGCAUCUAAAAAACAUAUUUGAGAUUUUUAAAGUUCAUGUGGUCUUUCUAUAUUAUUCAAGGAAAUAAAUACAUAAAAAAGACUUGUUUGUCAAACCACAUGUGUCCACCCUGUUGUGCGCCUGCCAUCAGUUUCAAAAGAUACAGUAAGCAUGUUAGAACUUUUGUUAAACAUAAAGAUACAUAAAUAUCUUAUCUUAUCCAUGCCUGCGUUCCAUCAGAUGCCCUCUUUCCCCCUGUAAUCUUUACAGUUUGUUUUAUAGUCUUUCUGUAGAGAAUUCUUAACCUGAACACAGUGUUCUCUGUCACCCAUCAUGCUUCUAGGAAUGUCCCUGCCUCCCAUCAGCCAGUGCAUCUCUAGAAAAGACAAAUUAGGCUCAGCAUGAUGGCUCACGCCUGUAAUCCCAGCACUUUGGGAGGCUGAGGUGGGCAGAUCACCUGAGUCCGAGACCAGCCUGGCCAACAUGGUGAAACUCCUUCUCUACUAAAUAUACAAAAAUUAGCUGGGCGUGGUGUUGGGUGCCUGUAAUCCAAGCUACUUGGGAGGCUGAGGCAGGAGAAUCACUUGAAACCAGGAGGCGAGGUUGCAGUGAACCAAGAUCACGCAGCCUAGGCAACGAGAGAGAGACUCCAUAUCAAAAAAAAAAAAAAAAAAAAAAAAGACAAGCUAGAAGCUAGAAUUAAUCUAAGCCAGGUAUCAUUUAGAAGGUAAAGGAAUCAUAUUACAGUCAAAGCCCAAACAAAUAUAUUUCACAUUAUCUAGAGCCCUUCUAAAAAUGUAUAAAGCAGAGGAGACUAAAGAAUUUUCUGUGUGUGCAUGCCAUUCAUUCUUGACUUCUUGAUAAAUGAGAUUCUCAAGCUCACCUGGGAAGCAUCGAAAAUAUUAAUGCCUGAGUUUUCCUUGCCAGAGAGUCUUAUUAGCCAAUCUGGGAUAAACCCGGGUGAUUCACUCGUGCAUAGUCAAGACAGAGACGGCUUGGAAAGUAGACAAUAUAGGAGUCUACCCUUUAUAGGAUACCUACACGCGUAAAGUAUUUACUUGGGCUUACCAAAAUGUCUAGAUAUAAACCUGUGGGGAAAGUGAUUGAAAUAAAUGAAUGGCAUAACUUAAGGCUGCUGGAUUGGCGCCUGCGAUGCAUCAGCUGUGGGUGGCCUUGAUUAGUUUUACUUAAUUUCAUAGUUCAUAUCUGCAUAGUUAUUUGCUGCUGGCAAAGCAUCGCUUCAUGUAAUCUUAUUUUCACAUAAGAGAGCAGAGCAUCACUGCACCUUCUGCCCUUUCUGUUCCAUGCUCCAAUUAAAUGGAUUUCACUGCAGCAGCCUUCUGGCCUAUGGCCGAGGCCUCCCACGUGUUUCUGAGGCUGGGUUAGAUAUGGUUUUGCCAAGCUCCCACUGCAGCCUGAGCAUAUUGUCUUCUCCUGGCAUUUACUGUAUUUUAAAUAUGAUUAUUACUGUUAUUUUAGAGAUGGAUCUUGCUCUGUUGCCCAGGUUGGAGUGCAGUGGCCUGAUCAUAGCUCACUGCAACUUUUUUUUCUUUUUUGAGAGAGUUUUGCUCUUGUUACCCAGGCUGGAGUGCAAUGGUGCGAUCUCAGCUCACUGCAACCUCCGCCUCCUCGGUUCAACUGAUUCUGCCUCCUCGGCCUCCCUAGAAGCUGGGAUUACAUGCAUGCGCCACCACGCCCAGCUAAUUUUUUGUAUUUUUAGUAGAGACAGGGUUAUACUAUGUUGGCCAGGCCGGUCUCCAACUCCUGACCUCAGGCUAUCCACCUGCUUCAGCCUCCUAAAGUGCUGGGAUUACAGGCAUGAGCCACCACAUCCGGCUAAAUCACUGCAACUUUAAACUCUGGGCUCAAGCCAUCCUCCAGCCUCAGCCUCCUGAGUGGCUAGGACUACAGGUGUGUGCCACCAUGCCUGACUACUUAAAAAAAUUUUUUUUGAAGAGACAGGGGUCUCCUCAUGUUCAAACUCCUGACAUCAACAUCGAGCUAUUCUCCCAUCUCAGCCUCUCAAAGUGCUGGAAUUACAGGUGUGAGCCACUGCACCUGCCUGUGUUUACCAUAUUGAACAGUCUGUGUUAGGAUUUGAGUUAUAGUGAGACAUCACCAUAUCUUCUUCAUCCCUAAAGUCCACAACCUAGUAGGCAUUCAAUAACUGGAGAAUUAACGAAUAUAUUAAUUUCCACUUUACAGAUGGGGGCAUUGAGGCACAGUGAGUGCCUCAAUUCAGCACUCUCACCUCCCCUAAUCUUUGUGAGCUCUGGAUUCCUCUUGUAAAAAUAAAGAAUUUUGGAGUUUUUUUUUUUUUUUUUUAAAGAAAGAAAAGAGGGAGAGAGCACAGGAGUCUUGCUCUAUUGCCCAGGCUGGAAUGCAAUCUAGAUGGAGAUUUUUUUUCUAACUACCCAUAUAGCUUAACAACCCAUAUAGCUCAGAGACAGGUGGUUCCGUUUUAUGAUUUUAACAACUCUGCAGUGUUGCCAAAACUCAACAAAGCUCUCUCCAAAGAUGGAGUGAAAUAGUCUCAAGAAGAAAGAUACGAUCAAAGUAACCCACCUUCUGGCAAGAAUGGAAUUCACAUUACACUCCGACCUGGAUCAGGAACGCAGUCCCAACCGCUGAGUAUGAACAUUCACCUGGGGACACUGAAAAAGUAGAAGUUCCUGGGGUUUAUCCCUUCCCUUUCUGGAGUUCCCCAAGUGAUUUUGAAGGAGACCAAUCAGUAUUUAAGGCCUCCUUUUUGGUGUUCUUGAAGAUUACUGAUAACUGACCAGUGGUGGUUAUAUGAAUGGUCUUCAUGUCUUAUUUUAACAUUUGAUUUUAUUUCAUUUAUUUACUUAUUUAUUUUGAGACAGUCUCGCUCUGUUGCCAGGUGCCAGGCUGGAGUGCAGUGGCGUGAUCUUGGCUCACUGCAACCUCUGCCUCCCGGGUUCAAGCAAUUCUCCUGCCUCAGCCUCCCAAGUAGCUGGAGUUACAGGCACGUGGCACCACGCCCAGCUGAUUUUUGUAUUUUUUUUUUGUAGAGACAGGGUUUCACCAUGUUGGCCACGAUGGUCUCAAUCUCCUGACCUCAUGCCCCGCCCGCUUCGGCCUCCCAAAGUGCUGGGAUUACAGGCAUGAGCCACAGCGCCCAGCUGAUUUUAACAUUUUAAACAGUGGGCUGACCCAAACACAGCUCUAUUUGAGCAGCUGGCUUGGCCAGGCCACACAUAUCAUAUGUACCUUUCUGAGACAAGGAAGUUGUCUUCUGCCACAUUCUGAUGGAAUCAGAGACGUGACUAUUGAGGCUGGACUCUUGACCAGUUAGAAAUCAUUUCCUAAUGAGUUAGGUUGGGGAACGGGAAAUGGGCAUGCUGAAAAAACCAAAGAGAAAAAGAAAGGUGAAACCACAUCUUCCUUCUGUUGGGGUGACACUGUCCACAGAGAAAAUAAAAGUUUUUACAUGUUGUGUACAAUAUUACCUCCAUCAGGCAACCUCUUGGUUGAAGCCAAUUAAGAGAUUUUGAGGGUUGCAAAAUGUAAGGAUUGAAUAAGUAUCUCUCUUAGGGUUUAAACGAAAUCCCUCCAGUGUUUAGUAGAACUGGCAAACUAAGGGGUCCUGAUUGCUGAGUAAUUAUGACUUCCUUUCCCCUGAUCUUUGGAGAAGCUUGUUUUUAUUUCUGGUUUGCUCGCUCUCCACACUCCCUCACCCGUCUGCCUGGAUUGGAAGCCAGCCCACCAUAGUUUUCAUUGUGAAAUUCCCGAAGCUGCUAAUAUAUAUAAACAUACGACAGGAUGUUUCCCACAGCUGUGCAUAGUGACUUGGGAGACAGGCCAGAAGGCCUCUUUCUUCAAAUUGGGUGAAUUCUAUAAAGUCUUCAGUUAGGUUUAACAGUAAUUAUACAGUUAUGCAUUUUUAUUUUAAAAGGACUUAAAAAUUUUUCACAAGUUAUAUAUUUUUUAAUCCUUUCCAGGAUUUACUCAACUGAGCAAAAGAUUAAAAGCGAAUGUUUGCUUUACCUUUCUCCAACUUUAGAUUUUAAACAUUUCUCUACAAUUAUUGACAUCUUCCAAAACAGUUUUACAUAUACAGACACAGUUGUGAAAUUCGAGAUUCAUGAUAAAUCUGUAAUGAGAAUUAGAAGCAUGGGCUUCAAGGCCAGCUGGUUUAUUCAGCACUCAAACUCUAGCAUUUAUAUGCCUUGAUGAUUUAUAACAGGUUUAGCCAAAAGAGACUAAUAUUUAAUUUAAUGUUUAAUAUUAUAAGUAUUAAUUUACCUAUAUUAUUUAUUUUUUCGUUACACAAGAAUGGAUCAUUAUACCAAAAAUAAGGUAGAAAUGCCAUGUUCGUUGUUGCUAAAAUAAAAAGUGAACAUUAGGCUGUAGCUGACACCAACUUUGGAUUUCAAAGGUUAAUGUCACAUUUUAUUUUUGCUCCUUCUGGGAGCCUUUCAGCUCUGUCUGUGAGUGCUCCUAAUUCUCUGCCUCUCUCCAUGCCGGUUUGAGUGAAGUAAUUUCUCUCUGCUACUAGACGUCCGGUUUUUUUUUUGAGAGAGGGUAACACUCUGUUGCCCAGGCUGGAGUGCAGUGGUGCAGUAAUGGCUCACUGUAGCCUCGACCUCCCAGGCUCAAGCGAUCCUCUCACUUCAGCCUCCUAAGUAGCUGAGACCGCAAGCACAUGCCCUGCUAAUUUUUGUAUUUUUGGUAGAGAUGGGGUUUUGCUGUGUUGCCCGGGCUGGUCUUGAACUCCUGUGCUCAAACAAUCUGCCCACCUCGGCCUCCCAAAGUUCUGGAAUUACAGUCAUGAGCUAUUACACCCAGCCCUACUAGACUUCUUAUGCUUGGUCCAUAAAAGACUUCUCAAGCUACUUUUGGCCUCCCAAAGUGCUGGGAUUACAGGCAUGAAUCCUGUAAUUUGGAAAUUUGGAAUCUUUCUAAAGUAUCUCAGGAUUCUCGUUACGUGUAAUUUGUGAUUUCUUCUGUUUCUGGGAAAUCCUCUCCCUUGAACAGGGGUUAGACCUAGUGAUGUCCUUCUAUUGAAUAAAAUAUGCCCAUAGUGAUGGGAUGUCACUUCUGAGGUUGGGGCACAGAAACACCCCACUUCCUUCUUGCUCAUGCCGUCUUACCCUAUCACUUGCUGGGAGAGAAGCCAGCUGCCCCAUGGAGAGACAUUCAUGGCAAAGAACUGAAGCCAGCCUCUGGCCGGUAGCCCACAAGGAACGGAAACCUGCCGGAGACCCUGUGAGUGAGCUUGGAGGAGGAUCCUCCCCAGGCCGACCUUUAGAUGACUGCAGCCCUGCCUCACACGUUGAUUGCAGCCUUACCAGGAGACCCUGAGCCAUUGAAACUGACAUUAUAAUACUUGUGGUUCAAACUGCUAAAUUUGGGGGUAUUUUGUUAGGCAGCAAUACAGAGCUAAUACAAGGACAGAGUACGGUGAAAUUAAAGUUGCUGCUUGCCUGUGGGGAGCUCACUAUCUUGUAAAUGCUUCUGUUGUUGACCAUCACGGGGAAGUCAAGGUGUGAAACUAUCAUGUUUGUUAUUUCCUGAUAAGUUUUCAAGCUUCACUUUUCUUCCACCUAUUUUUUUUAUUUUUGUUUAAUUUUUGGAAUAAGUAAUACAUGCAAAUGGUACAACCUUCAAAAUAUACAAGAGGGUGGCCGGGAGCAGUGGUUCAUGCCUGUAAUCCCAGAACUUUGGGAUGCUAAGGCAGGAGGAUCACUUGAGCCCAGCAAUUCAAGACCAGCUUGGCCAACAUGGCAAAACCCCAUCUCUACAGAAACUAUAAGAAAUUAGCUGGGCAUGGUGGCACAUGCCUGUAAUCCCAGCUGCUUGAGAAGCUGAGGUGGGAGGAUCACUUGAGCCUGGGAGAUGGAGGUUGCAGUGAGCCGAGAUCCCACCACUGCACUCCAGCUUGGGCCACAAAAAGAUACCCUGCCUCAAAAAAAAAAAAAAAAAAAAGUCAGUCUUCCUGCCUCCUCUUAGCCCAGUUUCCUAGAUCUCCUACCCAAAGUCACCGGCCAUCACCAGUUUAUUGGUUGUCUUUUUAGAAAUCACCUUUGUGUUUACAAAUGCAUACAUUCUUAUUUCCUUUUUCCUCUGAAACAAAUGAAAGUGGAAUUUGGCUUUCAAUGGCCUGUCUCAGGAAGAUGGUAGAUAUAUAACAGAUUGAAAUCUUACGUAGUUUGUGACUUGGAUUCCAGCAUUGGAUUCCACCUCUCAAUAGAUAAGAAAUUAGCCCGGCUGGGCACUGUGGCUCACACCUGUAAUUUCAUACUUUGGGAUGCUGAGAAGGGCAGAUUGCUCGAACCCAAAAGUUCAAGACUAGCCUGGGAAACAGCAAAAUCCCAUCUCUACAAAAAAAUGUAAAAAUCAGCUGGGUGUGGUGGCACAUGCCUAUAAUCCCAGCCAUAGGCUGGGAGAUCUGGGAGGCUGAGGUGGGAGGAAUUGCUUGAGCCUAGGAGGUCGAGGCUACGGUGAGCUGUAAUCACACCACUUCACUCCAGCCUGGGUGAGACCCUACUUAAAAACAAACAAAAAAAAUAGUUUGAGUAAACAGUUGGAAAGGAAGACAACAGAUUGCAUAACAAUCGGCCUGGAGUAGGACUUAGAGAAACCAUCCGGAGUACUGAAGACAACCAGGUGAAUUGCUUUCGAAGACGCUUCCAGAAUGGAGUAUCUUGUUGACCUUUGGGGGAUUGGUGGGGUGGGGGGGCCCGGUGUGAAAGUAACACCUUAGAAAAUGUCCCAGACAGUUGUCCCAGCCUCUUCUCUUUUCUCUCAUUUUCUAGCCAACUUCUCCCAAAGAAGACUUCAUACUGUGAAAAAUAAUUGCUUUUUUUUUUUUUUUUUUGCAACUUGGUUCCUGUCACUUUUAAGGAUCUGAGGUGAGUUAGACAGGAAACAAGCCCUGAGAACAGAUAUGAAGAGGAAAGAAAAGGGCUUGCUGUUUUAUUUCCCCUCCUUUCUCUCACCUUCGUGGGCAGAUCUGGGUGACUGUGGUUGAUUGUGUGGAUGGGCUCCCAGGCUCCAAAACAAGUCACUCUUUCUCCGCCUGGCCCUGAGACCACCAUCACGCAUCUUAACCUCUUCAUGUCUCUGCUUCCUUUCCACCAGGUGAAGGUCAUUAAACGACAUAAUUAAAAUGACUUUCAGGAAUGGUGGAAGCCUAAUUCACAUGAUCACAGGGAUGCCAGGUGCUACUGUUGCAGUCAUCAGCCCUAAGAUUAUAGCAGCAUGCCAGGCAAGACACAGUGCAGGCAAAGUGGACAGAACUCAGCUGAAAACCAGUGGUAGUUUUGUUUCUGUAAUGUGCAGUAUGGGUUCCAAAUGGAAUUGAAUCAUCAAGUAUGCUUACCUGGUUUGUUGUGCCGAGUAACGAGAUUGGCCAAUCCUUCUUAUUUAUUGUUCGGAAACUAUAGAAGAAAGCAGCCAUCAAAUGAUGAUGGUUCUUCAGUGACUCAUGUGUCCUUUGAUUAGAAUCCAAUGCGGCCUACUCCUUAUCCUAGCAUCGUUACUAGAUAUUGUCUUUUAUUUUGACUAAAGGAGCAUAGGAAUGGAUAGAUUUUUAUUUUUAUUUAUUUAUUUUUUUUUGAGACGCAGUUUCACUCUGUCACCAGUGGCAUGUUCUCAGCUCACCACAACCUCCGAAUCCCGGGUUUAGGCAAUUCUCCUGCCUUGGCCUCCUGAGUAGCUGGGUUUAUAGGUAUACACUACCAUGACUGGCUAAUUUUUAUAUUUUUAUUAGAGAUGGUGUUUCACCACAUUGGCCAGGAUGGUCUCGAUCUUCUGAUCAUGAUCCGCCCUUCCUCGGCCUCCCAAAGUGCUGGGAUUACAGGUGUGAGCCUGGCCAAAUGCGUAGAUUUUAAAGAAAUGCCUAGGCCAGGUACAGUGGCUCAUGCCACCCAGCACUUUGGGAGGCCAAGGAGGGUGGUUCACCUGAGUUCAGGAGUUCAAGACCAUCCUGACCAACAUGGAGAAACCCCGUCACUACUCAAAAUACAAAAUUAGCCCGGCGUGGUGGUGCAUGCCUGUAAUGCUGGCUACUUAGAGGGCUGAGGCAGGUGAAUCCCUUGAACCUGGGAGGCGGAGGUUGCGGUGAGCCGAGAUCGCACCAUUGCACUCCAGCCUGAGCAACAAGAACGAAACUCCGUCUCAAAAAAAAAAAAAAAAGAAAUGCCUAAUUGUUUCACUGCUCCCUGACAGUGAAUCUCUUGCUCUAGGUAGAAUAACCAAUUUUUUAUUUCAGGCUACUCAUCUGUGACCCUGAUAAUAUGGAGUAAGAAUUCCUUCCUCCUUAUUCAUUCCUCUCUCGGUUUCCUUCUUUCUCUUUCUUCCCUUUUUCUCCCUCUCUUCCUUCCUCUUCUCCCCUUCCUUCUCCUCUUCCCUCCAUUCACCUUCUCUCCUUCCUCCUUCCCUCCUACUUUCUUUUUCCUUCUUUCUCCCCUCUCUCUCCUCCUUCCUUCCUUUUCUCUUUUCUAUUUCUGAGACAGAGCCUCCCUCUGUCACCCAGGCAAUGAGUGCAAUGACACAAUCAUGGCUCACUGCAGCCUUGACCCCAGGCUCAAGCAGUCCUCCAACCUCAGCUUCCCAAGUAGCUGGGACUACAGGCACGUGCCAUGAUGCCCAACUAAUUUUUGGACUUUUUGUAGAGAUGGGGUUUCACUGUGUUGCCCAAGCUAGUCUCGAACACUCCAACCCAAGCAGUCCACCAUUCUUGCCCUCCCAAAGUGUUGGGCUUAUGGGUGUGAACCACCACACCUGAACUGCCUGUCUCUCCCUCCUUCUCUUUCUCAUCUACUCUGUAUUAGGCUUGGCCCUGGGCAUUCAUCAUACAGCAAAGAGUCAAGAUCCCUGCCCCCAUGGAGUUGACAUUCUUGUGUGGCGAAGAGAAUAAACACACUAAUAUGCGUUAUUAACAUUUAUCUCAUGUUGAUGAUAUGUGCAAGGAAAAAUAAAUAAGCAUGAAGGGCAAAAGAGGUGAGGGCUUACUAUUUUGUCCGAGUGACUCAGGGAGCCUCGUUGAUAAGGUGACCUUUCGUGCAGUCAACAUCUGUCAGCUAGUUACUGUAUAUUGUACUCUAUUCGAGUGCUGUGGUUGUAGCUAAACAAAAUAAGCAAAAAUCCCUUUGCUUUGGGAGUGUACAUUCUGGUCAGAAGAGAUUAUUAAUAAAUAUUUUAUUUUAUUUUAUUUUUGAGACAGAGUCUUGCUCUGUCGCCCAGGCUGUAGUGCAAUGGCACAAUCUUGGCUUACUGCAAUCUCCGCCUCCCGGGUUCAAGCAAUUCUCCCACCCCAGCCUCCUGAGUAGCUGGGAUUAUAGGCACACGCCACCAUGCCCAGCUCAUUUUUGUAUUUUUUUAGAGACAGGGUUUCACUUUUUGGCCAGGCUGGUCUCAAACCCCUGACCUGAGGUGAUCCACCCACCUCGGCCUCCCAAAGUGCUGGGAUUACAGGCGUGAGCCACCAUGCCCAGCCUAAUAAGUACAUUUUAAAGUCUGAUAGCAGAUGAGAAGUGCUAUGGACACAGUGUAAAGAAGGGGGACUGGCAAGGUUGGGGUUUAAAUAUGGUGGCGAUUGAUUGGGCCCCUAAAAAGGUGACAUUAGAGCUAGGACAAUAAGGUGAGGGGCUAAUCCUUGUGGGUAACAGGAAAGAGCGUUCCAGGUACAGACACUGGGUGGCCCAGGACCAGGGAGGCAGCAGGGUGGCUGGAGAUGAGGACUGAGAGGGGAAGAGAGCACAUAGACUGGGUUUUACUCUGAGAGAAGUGAGAACCCAUUGCAGGGUUUUGAGCCCAGGAGUAACUCCAUCUGCCUUACCUUUGGAUGAAUCAGCCUUGCCUCUGUGCGGGAGUUAGACCGAAGGGCAAAGUGUCUGGGGCUACCUCUGAUCUGGGUGGGGAGAACAGAGCUUCAGCCAAGCCAUCUGCAGGGAGGUGGGGAGAGGUUUUAGGUUCUGGAGACGUUUGGAAGGCAGAGCCUAGGGCUUGCAGAUGGGUAGGGAAGAGGGUGGGAGGGAAGACAAGACUCCAGCGUGACUCUAGGUAUUUUGCAUGAGAGAUGGGUUUGCCUUUUGCUGAUUUGAGGAAGCCUGGGGGAUCAUGGAGUUAUGCAGGAAAUUGAGGGGUUCAGUUUUAGGUUUGAGUAGACACCUGAAGUUUUAAAUGUAGCUUCCUUUGGUAAUAUGGAAACAUUUGGGGGAACCAUCUUCCUCUUAAAUACAGUUCUAAUAAGUGGGUAUAGAAUGUCGGGGCCAAAGUGCAUCUCAACUCAGAGCCUUUGCAGACUUCAGCUGCUUGUAGCAGUUACUCGAGCUAGAAACUGGGCACCUUUUUCAGUGUUUUUCCUCCCAGACCCCCUGCCUGGAUGAAGUGAGUUAUGAAAUGCUGCUUCUGCCUCUGAAAGUUUUGCCAGAAAUCCCAUCCUCUCUGCCUGCACUACCUCAUUAGCCUCCACCUUUAGCCUCUGUUGCCAGAGGGCAGUAGGGAUUUUCCGCAAUCUUAUCUUGCCCACAGAUUAACCCCAUCUCUUCCUGGAGUCCUUGGUCGGGGUUAUCUUUUUUUUUUUUUGAGAUGGAGUCUCACACCAGGCUGGAGUGCAAUGGUGUGAUCUUGGUUCACUGCAUCCUCCACCCCUCUACCUCCCGGGUUCAAGAGAUCUUCCUGCUUCAGCCUCCCAAGUAGCUGGGAUUACAGGUGUGCACCACCACACCUGGCUAAUUUUUGUGUUUUUGGUAGAGAUUCCUUAGUAGAGUUUGUUCCACCCACCUCAGCCUCCCAUAGUGUUGGAAUUACAGGCAUGAGCCACCCCACCUGGCCUAGGGUUGUCAUUUCUAAAAUGCAGAUCUGAUGAGAACAGCCCCUGUUGCGGAGGCCCCAGCUCUUUCCACAAAUGAUUCCUGCACUUCUGCUGCUCACCUCCCACCUCCUCACCUCUGCAGAUGCUUCAACUUCAGGGCCCAAUUCACUUAUUCCAGAAUAGCUUCCUGGGCCCUGUUCCCUGCUCUGUGUCCUCACUGUCCCCGUUACUUCACCACAGCAGACAUGCUUCUGUGGGCUGAAUUCCUAGUGUUUGCCUUGCCCCAGACUUAAGCUUCAUGGGGACAGGAGCCAUAUCACUCACCAGCAGCUAACGGAAUACCUGCCACGUGGUCAGGAGGUGUUUGUGCAAUGCAUGGGAGGGUUCAAAUGGCCUCUCCCUGCUUAACACAAAUUCCAAAUGCCUCUAGCACCCAGUGCCUUCCCAGCCCUGCCUCUGCCUAUUUUCCAGUCUCCUUCUAACUCUCUUCUUCCUCCUCCCCCAGCGACUGACACUUUAGUAACUCUACACUAAUGAUCCUUUGUGCCUUCUGGGCUGCGGAAUAUUUGCCCCCCGGGAUUCUUUUCCCGAAAUGCCUUUCUCCUCUCACUUUCCGUCUCCCAACCAGAUAGUGGCCUGGCUUGAGGCUUUGACCUUCAAGGCCAACUCAACAUCCCUCUUCUCUCUCUCCAUCCCUGACCAUCAGGAAUAAUUGACUGUUUUCUCCUCCAGUUCUCCUGCUAGCAAUACUUACCAUGAAUGUCACGGUAAGGUGUUUAUUGCCACUGUUCUUACGUAAACUACGUGCUUACGAGGAUGGGGUGUAUAUUUCAUGUGUUACUUUAGAUACUGCGUAACUUUAUAUACAUAUAUACUUAAAGUACUAUAUAUAUUUUGUAGAUAUAUAUAAUGCAUAAUUUGUUUAUUGGAUUGAUUAGGGGGUAGUAGAGGAACAGUGGAAUUUUACAUUUUAGGAGACUUGUUCCUUAUAAUUAUCUUAGCUCUUUUGUUUUGUUUUGUUCUUUUUGAGAUGGAGUUUUGCUCUUGUUGCCCAGGCUGGAGUGUAAUAGCACAAUCUUGGCUCACUGCAAGCUUCACCUCCCGAGUUCAAGGGAUUCUCUUGCCUCAGCCUCCCGAGUAGCUGGGAUUACAGGCAUGGGCCACCAUGCUCAGCUAAUUUUGUAUUUUUAGUGGAGAUGGGGUUUCUCAGUGUUGGUCAGGCUGGUCUCAAACUCCUGACCUCAGGUGAUCUGCCCGCCUUGGCCUCCCUAAGUGCUGGGAGCACAGGCGUGCUCUUUUGCAAAGCACUGUUAUGUAACAAAAUUACAGGUUUGAACUCAGAAAGCUUGCAAAGUUUCUGUUUGUUUUGUUUUUAGCAUAACUUGAGGGAGAUUUCUAAGUGUUAUGUAGGUUCGGUUAACCAACCUAACAUGGUUUUUAGGAGUAUAAACAUAGAGACGUCUGCUGGAUAAUCAGUAUGCUGACUGUAGUUUUAAUCAUGAAAAUUGGGGUGGGAACAGCUAAAGGCAGAGCUAACUGGUUUCCUCGCAGGUAUUUAUCAUGAGUUGUGUGCCUUAGGCUGUGUUCCCUUUUGAAUGUGGUUUUUCUGGUUGUUCUGACAGCACUGCUAAGUGUGCGCUUUAACGUUACUGGAUAAAUUAUAUUGCUUGAUACCACUCAUAUCUUUGGAAACUGGAUGUGUUCUGAUCAGCUCAUUGAUUUCCAAUCUGUAGAAUUACAGUAAAAUUUAGACCUGAGACCAUGCAGAGCCUCCUGGUGCUGUCUGUGGCCUGAGUGUAUCAAAAGAUGCCUGGACAGCACAUUACUUAACAAACAGAAAACUGCCACUGGUGUUUGAAGUGCCGAUGCCCAAACAUCAGUCUAGUCAGCCUGGUUUUUGGAAGCUUGAUUAAGGGAAACUUGGUAAUCUCAGACCAUUUAGGAAUUAAAAAGAAAGUGAAUUGAAGGAUCAGGAAGUAAGGGAAUUGACUAGGGAUAGGAGAUGCACCAUGCUCAGUGCUGAGAGAGGUAGGUAGACUAUGUCAUGCUUAAUAAAACUGUCUGAAUGCGUGAUGGACUACUCCCAUAUAAAGGAGGUAGUCUGUCUCCUACAUAAACAGCUCCAUUUUGAAUUUAGGGAGAAGUUGUGAUAUAAGACUUGCCAUCUUAAUUCUGCCAUUAGUUGUGAUUAGCAUUAAAGGCAAAUUUCUUCCUGAUAAAAAUUCAAGUCCAGGCCAGGUACAGUGGCUCACGCCUGUAAUCCUAGCACUUUAGGAGGCUGAGGUGGGUGGAUUACUUGAAGAGGAGUUCAAGACUAGCCUGGCCAACAUGGUGAAACCCCAACUUUACUGAAAAUAAAAAAAAGUAGCUGGGUGUAGUGGUGUAGCCUAUAAUCCCAGCUAUUAGGAGACUGAGGCAGGAGAAUCACUUGUACCUGGGCAGCAGAGGUUGCACUGAGCCUAGGUUGUGCCACUGCACUCCAGCCUGGGCAACAGUUAGACUCCAUUAUAAAACAAAAACAAACAAAAUUCACAUCCAUGUUCCUAGAAUGGUGACUCUAACUCAUGUCUGACUGUCCUUAACAUUGGGGCAUGUUGACACGUUUUCACCUCCAGGUAUGUUGCCAGGAACUCGUGAUCUGCCGCAGUAGGCAGGCCCCAGAGUACCUGACCCCUCCAUGUGGUUUGCCCCUGAGCAGUAGCUGCCCACUGGCUGGCUUGCUGUGCAUUUCAAGGUCCCUGUCUCAGCCUCUCCUCCUCCUCUAGCCCAUUUCUACCCCUCUGGAGCUCCUGCCUCAAUAAUUUGGCUCCAGGGGUACCAUGUUCUGAGGGCAGGCUGGCCGGAGGCAGGAGAAAGGAGCCUUGUGUCUCAUGGAGUGAGGACAAUCCCAAACUAGAUGGAGGCAUCGCAAUGGUGACUAAAUUCUGUAGUGCCACUGCAUAUAAAACACAGGCCUAUCAAGGCAAGUGGCAUUUUGUGGACUGCUCUGGAAAGAUCUAAACAAAUUUUGAGCUAUCUAACUGAAAUGUGAAAUCUUAGACUGCAGUUCUCAUUGGCAGCUGGGGUGGGUGGGCACCCAGGGAGGCCUGCUGGGCUGAGGCACAGAAAUUCUGCCUGAGUGCAAGAAAAAGUAGUUCUCAUUAGCCGGGCAUGGUGGCACGAGCCUGUGGUCCCAGCUACUCAGGGGGCUGAAGCGGGAAAAUCACUUGAACCUGGGAGGUGGAGGUUGCAGUGAGCCAAAAUUGCACCACUGCACUCCAGCCUGGGUGACAGUGAGACCCUGUAUCCAAAAAAAAAAAAAAAAAAAAAAAAAAACCAAAAAAGCAGGAGGGUUUUAUGAGCAGGGUGCUGGGCUGGCUGGGUUAAAUCUGGGCUCUACUGCACACUUGUGAGACCAUGGACAAGUUCUUGGUCUUAGUGUCUUCAUUUAUACAAAGGGAAUAACAGGACCUACCUCAUUGAAUCCUUGUACAUUUAAAUGCAUUUGUGUUUGUUAAAUGCUUGGGAUGGUACUUGAUGUGUAGCAUUAGCUCAAUAAAUGCUAGCUGGUGCUAUCAUUAAUACAUUAUGAUAUUAGAAUUACAAAUAAAAGUUCUUGGAUCAGAUCUACUAUUUGCUGUGCAUUUGGGAUACCCGGGGCUCAGUGCUCCUGAAUAAGCUUACUUUUCCCAUACUCAACUCAAUUAUCUACUCUGGAGUCAUCUUUGGCUGUUUCUUGCCAUUUGAGAUAGUCCAGUGGCAUUUGUGGUCCUUUAAAAAAUCAAUUUAGAGGGAGAUAUUUGCAUUUCAUAAAUUAAGGCUCUAACCAGUUGCCUGCUGGCUUAAUGAAGUCUAGCAAUUUCCUGCUUUACCCCAGUGCCUCCAAGGAGCCUUGCACUGAAUUUCUUGCUGGUGGAUAUUGAUUUUAACUAAACUUGGAAUUGGUGAAUGAAUGGUCUCCCCUUCGCAGUGGGUUUUGGGUGGGAAGGCCCAUGGGCAUACCUGGAAAGGCUCUAGAGGAACUAGCUUUAUUUGAACCCAAGGAAGGGGUUUAAUAGCAGAGCAGGGAGAAGGGAGCCCAACAGAUCUGGCAGAGCUGACCCAGGACGAGAUACAGCUCUGAGGACGGAGUCGUCGCGGGGCAGACAGAAUGCAUGGCUCCGGGGGAUGGCAGCCAAGCCCACUGGCCAUUGGAGGUUUUGAGCAAUGCAGAUACUUGGCUCUGCCUUUUUUCUGAGCUGCUCCUCCCCUUAACAUGCCUGGGUCAGACGAUGGUUGAGCAAGGAAGGUAUACUGUCUGAGUACACUUCCCAAAGCCACCUGUCCCUCACCAUCAAAAUCAGGAUACUCAGCCACCCGCCUUACUCACUGGGAAGCUGCCCACCUGACCCUUCAUGGGAGGUGGGAGUUGGGCUCUUUUUAUCCAGGCUGGUCAAGUCCUUGCUGAGCAGCUGGGAAAACAAGAGCACCUCUCAAUUUUUUUAUUCGUGGAAAUUAUCACCUACCUCUUGCUUCUCAGGCUUUUUAACUGGUUACAGUGUUUGCUGCUGCAGUCAGCCCAAGGGUUAAGCCUUUCUCUUGGGUGUGUGUUUCAUUUUACAUCCUUGGACUAGCAUGGACUGGGCAUGCAACCAUCUCUUGUGUUUUAUUUUUAGAACUUAGAGUAAGGAUUAGCUAUGUAAUAUUUUGAAUCCUUCAUACUGACUUCUAUAAAAUACACAAUAGAGAAAGCUCUAAAAGCUUAGGUUUUUUUUUUUUUUUUUUUGGAACAUAAGCCAUAAAAAUAGCCUUUUAGAAUUCUAACCUGGAGUGUAUUUUCUUCCCUCAAUUCCCUUGGCUGGUUAUUUUUAGGAUUUAGGGAUGGCUUUGGAGACUAGGUGUGAAUCUAGGAUUCAUACCUAUUUGUGGCUUAAAAAAAAAUUUUUUUUGAGACAGAAUCUCACUCUGUUGCCCAGGCUGGAGUUCAGUGAUGCAAUCUCGGUUCACUGCAACCUCCACCUCCCAGGUUCAAGCAAUUCUCCUGCCUCAGCGUCUCCAGUAGCUGGGACUACAGGCACACACCACCACAGCUGGCUAACUUUUCUAUUUUUUAGUAGAGGAAAGGGUUUCACUGUGUUGGCCAGGUUGGUCUCAAUCUCCUGACUUCAGGUGAUCCACCCACUUUGGCCUCCCAAAGUGCUGGGAUUACACACAUGAGCCACUGCUCUCAGUCAAAAUUCCUUAUAUCUCAUAAAAGUGAUAUCUAGGAUAUUUGUAGAUUGUAUAUAAUGUAUAAUUGUUAAUUGUCUAGCUUUAUACUCUAUAGAUUUUUUAAAAAUCCAUUUAGAGCUCUGUGUGUAUAAAUUCGUAUGUGUGUAUGUUUUCAUGAAUGAAGACCUAACAAGUUGCUUGCUGGCUUCAUGUGGUAGAACCAGAAUACCUGGCAAGUCUUAGGUCUAAUCCUAAUUAUACUUCAUUUCCUGGACCAGUGCUGGCUAAGGGAACUUUCUGGGAUAAUGCAUGUGUUUUGCUUUUUUUUUUUUUUGAGACGGAGUUUUGCUCUUGUUGCCUAGGCUGGAGUGCAAUGGCACCAUCUUGGCUCACUACAACCUCUGCCGGCUCCCCCCACGACCCCAGUUCAAGCAACUCUCUUACUUCAGCUUCCCAAGUAGCUGGGAUUACAGGUGCACACCACCACGCCUGGCUAAUUUUUUUUAUUUUAGUAGAAACUGGGUUUCACCAUGUUAACAAGGCUGGUCUCAAACUCCUGACCUCAGGUGAUCCGCCUGCUUUGACCUCCCAAAGUGCUGGGAUUACAGGCAUGAGCCACCGUGCCCAGCCCAAAGGUGUUCUGUUUCUAGCCACUAGUCACAUGUAGCUGUUGAACACUUGUAAUGAGGCUGGUGCAACUGACGAUCUGACUUCUAAUUUUAGUUAAUUUAAUAGCCGCACAUGGCUAGUGGCCACUGUAUUGGAUGGCACAAUGGCCUUGGAUUGUUCUUACCUGAGCAGCAGAAGGCUUUCAGAGGAACUGGAGCUUGGGUUGUGUGAGAUGGUCCUAGAAUUAGAGGGGCAUGUACCACUGCCCCGUUUCCCACCAGCUCAGGCUGUGACUCUACUGGACCCAUGCCUUCUCUCAGAAGUGAUAAGCUCACCUUGGUUCUUAGUGCUUCAGUUCUUGAAUGUUGCAAGCCUGCCUGAGGUUGGCUCCUUGUUACCCUGUGAAUAAAGUCUAGGCUCCUAAUGCCCUUUUUGAUAGACCUCACCUCUCUCUUCCUUACUUAUUACUUUCCCAUCACUCUCCAACUGCCCAUGACACAGAAAGAUUUGCAAUUUCAAGAACAGGCUGUUCUUACCUCUAAACCUACACAAAUCGAACACUGUCCACCUGAAAUACUCUGUCCCUUCCAUGCACCUGUCUGAGUCCUACAUAUCCUCUAGGUCUCAGGCUAGAUCUCAAUUUCUGCAAUGCCUCCUCUGGGAAAGGCUUUCUUGACCUCUCCUAGGACAGAUGGGUGCCUUUACCUACUGUGUGUCCUGGGUGGAUUCCCAUCACAGCACACUUAAUUGAAAUUACUUAUUUACCUACAAGUUCUUCCUCCUGCCCUAGAGCUUCUUAAAGUGUGGCCCCUGUACCAGCAGCAUCGGCGUCACCUGGGAACUUGAUGGAAACGCAGAGUCUCAGACCCCAGCCCAGACUUCCUGAAUCAGAAAUCCUGAGGGUACAGGCUGCAAUUUGUGCUCAACAAGCCCACCAGAGGAUUUUCAUAUGUGCUAAAAUUUGAGAACCAGUGGGCUGGACCCUUAGCCUGAUGAAAGUAGGGUCUGUGAUUUUUGAAUUUUGAUUCGCCUACUUUUAGCACACUGCCUGGCUAGAACUCGAGAAACAGCCAGAAAGGAAAUUCCAGAUAUUCUUUCAGCAACUUGUCUGGUCAGGAAAUUUUUUUGUAGUUGAAAUCACUUUAAAUCUCUUCUCCUUUUUCCAAAGGAGAUGAAGAACAACUGAGUACUUUAAAAAAUUUAUUGUCACCUGGGCGUGAUGGCUCAUACCUGUAAUCCCUGCACUUUGGGAGGCCUACAGAGGUGGAUCACCUGAGGUCAGGAGUUUGAGACCAGCCUGGGCAACAAGGUGAAACCCCGUCUCUACUAAAAUACAAAAAAAUUAGUCGAGUGUGGCGGCAGGCACCUGUAAUCCCAGCUACUGGGGAGGCUGAGGCAGGAGAAUCACUUGAACCUGGGAGGUGGAGGUUGCAGUGAGCUUCGAGGAAAGAGCAAAACUCCAUCUCAAAAAACCAAACCUUAUUGUGGUAAAAUAUACACAACAUACAGUCUACCAUCUUAACUAUUUUUAUUUUAUUUUACUGAGACAGAGUCUCACUUUGUCGCUCAGGCUGGAGUGCAAUGCAUGAUCUCACUGCAACCUCCCCCUCCUGGGUUCAAGCAAUUCUCCUGCCUCAGCCUCCUGAGUAGCUGGGAUUACAGGUGCUGACCACCACACCUAGCUAAUUUUUGUAUUUUUUAGUAGAGGCAGUGUUUCACCACGUUGGCCAGGCUGAUCUCAAACUCCUGGCCUCAAGUGAUCCACCCAUCUCGGCUUCCCAAAGUGCUAGGAUUACAGGUGUGAGCCACCACACUCUGCGUUAAGCAUUUUUAAUUGUAUGCAUCAGUGGCUUUAAGUGCAUUCACAUGGCUGUGCAGCCAUCACUGCCAUCCACCUGUAGAACCUCUUCAUCUUCUCCAGCUGAAGCUCUGCACUCAUUAAACAACUCUCCUUCCUUCCAACCCUUGGCAACCAACAUCCUACUUUGUCUCUGAAUUUGCCUACUCUGCGUUCCUCACGUAAGUGGAAUCAUACAGCAUGUGUCCUUCUGUGACUGGUUUAUUUUACUUAGCGUAAUGUCUUCAGAGUUUAAUCCAUGUUGUAAGAUGCAUGUGCCAGGAUUUCCUUUUUAAGGCCAAAUGACAGUUCCUUGUCUAUAUACCACAUUUUGCAUAUCCAGUUAUCAGACAGCAUUUGGAUUGUUUCUACCUCUUUUCUUUUGUGAAUAUUACUGUUGUGAUCUACUGUGUAGAUUAUAUAUGUAUAAUAUCUGCUUGAAUUCCUGCCGUCAGUUCUGUUGGGUAUAUAUCCAGAAAUAGGAUUGCUAGAUCCUAUGGUAAUUCUAUGUUUAAUUUCUUGAGGAACCACUAUACUAUUUCCCACAGUGGUAGCAUCUGGGCUCACUGCAACCUUUGUGUCCCUGCCACCCCCAGUUCAAGUAACUCUCCUGCCUCAGCCUCCCAAGUUGCUGGGAUUACAGGUGCACACCACCACACCCAGCUAAUUUUUUGUAUUUUUAGUAGAAACGGGUUUCAGCAUGUUAGCAAGGCUGGUCUUGAACUCCUGACCUCAGAUGAUCCACCCUCUUUGGGCAGAUCUGGGGAGGCUGAGGCAGGAGACUCACUUGAACACAAGAGAUGGAAGUUGCAGUGAGCUGAGAUUGCACCACCACAUUCCAGCCUGAGCUGCAGAGCAAGUCACUGCAUCCCCCCCCCCAAAAAAAAAAAAAACAAAACAAAAACAAAGAAGGCUUCCCAGGGCAGGUGGCUGCGCAGACAGUCGUGGUAGAGGUGACCACAGCCACAUAAUGUCCAUAGUUUGUUCACUCGUCCAUGCCAAAUGGAUCAUGGGGGAGGUGACUGGGACAAAAAUGCAGAAGACUGCUAAGGUGAAAGUGACCAGGCUUGUUCUGGAUCUCUAUUUAUUAAAGUAUUAUAAUAAGCGGAAAACCUACUUUGCCCACGAUGCCGGUCAGCAGUGCACAGUUUGGGAUAUCAUGCUUCUUAGAGCUUUACCUGUUCCACGCACAAAGCAUUUGAAACAUGAACUGGCCAAGAUCAUUUUCAAAGUUGGAAAGGUCAUAGAUCCAGUGACAGGAAAGCCCUGUGCAGGAACUACCUACCUGGAGAGUCCGUUGAGUUCCGAAACCACACAGCUAAGCAAAAAUCUGGAAGAAUUCAAUAUCUCUUCAGCACAGUGAAGGAGGAGUGGAAGAAGGCACUACAGGGAAAGACUGACAUGUUUAUGUUAUGGAAAAAGACAUUUUUCUAAGUUUCAUUGCCAAAAAAAAAAAAAGAAUAGUGAAGAAUUGUGUCAGAGGAAGACAAAGUUUUCCAAACUUUCUUAAAUGUACUUUCUUGGUCAAUUAUAACCUAUACAUUGAGUACCUAUCAUGUGAUAAGUUGUUGUGUUAAAAAAUAAAUGACAUUGGCUGGUGGCGGUGGCUCCCCAGCACUUUGGGAGACCAACGCGGGCAGAUCACGAGGUCAGGAGAUUGAGACCAGCCUCACCAACAGGGUGAAACCCUGUCUCUACUAAAAAUACAAAAAUUAGCUGGGUGUGGUUGUGCGUGCCUGUAAUCCCAGCUACUCAGGAGGCUGAGGUAGAAAAUUGCUUGAACCUGGGAGGCGGAGGUUGUAGUGAGCCAACAUCAUGCUGCUGCACUCCAGGCUGGGCAACAGAGUGAGACUCCAUCUCAAAAAAAAAAAAGGCAUCAAUAGAAUUGAUUCCAGUAGGUUCUGUUUAGUUCUAACAAACUUGAAAAUGUUUGUUAGAUUUGAAAAAAAAAAUGCAUAUAAAAUCUUAAAUGUUGAAAUGUUACCUCUUGUUUCUGAUACAAUGUAUGGAAACACAGCUCUAUCUUAGAGUACAAUUUUUUAACAACCAUUUUAUUCUUACAAUCAAUCCUAAGAAAUAAUUUGAUAACAGUGCAAAAAUGUAUGUUUAAGGAGCUUCAUUGCUAAGAUUCUCAUUCUUUGAACUCCAGACUUUCUUAGAACUCAAGUGCCAGUUAUCUUUGGAUCAAGAGAAGUAAUCUCUAUCCACAUCUGGUUGCUAUGUUUCAGAUUUGUAAAAGAUUGUGCAAGGCUGUAAAGACACAGAACCUGUGAAUUACUGUGUUUGGGAAGCACAUUCCUUUAUCAGGAAAUCAUGGGUUUGGUAGUUUAAGUAACAGAGAGUAUAGUCUGUAGGAAAGGUACUCCAAGUGCUAAAAAGGAGCAAUUACCUUUGGGAGGCCGAGGUGGGUGGAUCACGAGGUCAAGAGAUCGAGCCCAUCCUGGUCAACAAGGUGAAACCCCCGUCUCUACUAAAAAUACAAAAAUUAGGUGGGCACAGUGGUGCGCACCUGUAGUCCCAGCUACUCGGGAGGCUGAGGCAGGAGAAUUGCUUGAACCCAGAAGGUGGAAGUUGCGGUGAGCCGAGAUUGUGCCAUUGCACUCCAGUCUUGGUCACAACAGCGAAACCCCGUCUCAAAAAAAAAGGAACAAUUACAAAGCAAAAAAGUAGGCUCGUAUUUAUGGUGCUGGGCACAUAAACUGUAAAUAUCUUUGAUUUGUCAUCACUUGAGGAUCAGGGCGUAUAAUCAGCCUAUCACUCUCCUCUUCUGGCCUCUACUGUGUGUUCUACUCUUGAGAGUAAGAGCUAACCCAGGAGGGCAUUCUUUCAACCAGGUAGCACGUGUGUCACUAUCCAUUUGCCCACCCCCAUAGGAUGCACACCACAAAGAAUGAACCCUGGUGAACUACGGACUUCAUGUAAACUAGGGACUUUAGUUAAAAUAUGUCAUUAUUGGGGCUGGGCACAUUGGCUCACACCUGUAUGACUUUGGGAGGCUGAGGUGGGCAGAUCACUUGAGGUCAGGAGUUCAAGAGCAGCCUGGCCAUGGCAAAAUCACAUCUCUACUAAAAAUAUAAAAACCAGGUGUGGUGGCAGGCACCUGGAGUCCCAGCUACUCAGGAGGCCGAGGCAGGAGGAUCACUUGAACCUGGGAGAUAGAGGUUGCAGUGAGCCAUGAUCACACCACUGCCCUAUAGCCCGGGUGACAGUGUGAGACCCUGUCUCAGAAUACGUAUAUAUACAUACACACACACACACACACACACACACACACACACGUGUAUAUAUGUAUGUAUGUAUAUAUAUCUCAUUAUGGGUGCAUCAGUUGUAACAAAUGUACCACUCUAAUGCAAGGUGUUAAUUGGGUAGACUAAGUCAUGGGGCUGAAAGGAUAUGUGGGAAUUCUCUGUACUUGCCACUCCAUUUUUCCAUAAACCUAAAACCAUUCAGUAAUAGCCCAUUUAAAAAAUAGGAAAAGAAAACAUCUAUAGAAUUAGGAAAUUUAGUGCCAGAAAGGACCUCAGCCCUCUUCUGGAGAAACACAGGGACAGACUUUCCCUGUUCCCCAUUCUAGGUUCAGUAGGUUGGGUUCAGGUUCAACAAUCUAUUGCUAAUAAAAGCAUACUGUAAGAUUCUGACGUGUGGUCACAUCUUAGAAUCAUUGAUCUGGUUGAGAACCCCCACUGACAGUUGAUAACUGGAACCUAGGUGAGGAGGUGACCUGCUAAGUCCAUACAGCUCGUGGUACCAUGCUAGAGAGUAGAGGAUAGGUCUCUCCCACUCACUGUCUUAUCUCAAGGACCUUCAGAGAGGCCAUUGCAUUUGAAUCUAAAUAUUUCUUGAAGGAUCGAUGGCACAGUUGCCCUGAUAGCAACAGCAACAACGCAGGGUUGGUGCGAUGGCUCACGCCUGUAAUCCCAGCAUGUUGGGAGGCCAAGGUGGAAGGAUGCUUGAGGCUAUGAGUUCAGGACCAGCCAGGGCAACAUAGCAAGACCCUGUCUCUACAAAAAUUAAAAAUUAGCGGGGUAUGGUGGUACAUGCCUAUAGCCCCAGCUACUCAGGAGGCUGAGGCAAGAGAGUCACUUGAGCCCAGAAGUUCAAGGAUGCGGUGAGUCAUAAUCACGCUACUGCACUCCAGCCUCGGCCACAGAGUUGACACCCUGUUUCUAAAACAAACAAACAAACAAAAAAACAGAGAACAACACCAAACAACGUAGACUUCCCCUUUGGAGUACUCCUCUGUCUUUGUUUGGAGAAAAUACUUUUUAGCAAGCUGCUUAUCUGUGAAGUUGAAGACCUUUUUAUGACUUUUUCCACUUUCAGUAACAAAGGUGCUCAUUGGUUCCUGAUUCUAGGACAUGUUUAUUCAGCUAGACUUACUGAUCCACAUAAAUGCUUUCUCUAGAGCAAGUUAGAAUCUAUUAAGUGCAGAUUUUGAGUGUGGGAAUUGUGUCUAUUAGGUAUAUUUCUCUUUUUCAGAAAUAAUUGUUAGACUUUAAAAUGUUCGAUUUACAACAUAUACUAAAAAUCAUCUUCCAGCUGGGCGCAGUGGCUCACACCUAUAAUCCCAGCACUUUGGGAGGCUGAGGUGGGCAGAUCACCUGAGGUCAGGAGUUUGAGACCAACCUGGCCAACAUGGUGAAACGCCAUCUCUACUAAAAAUACAAAUAUUAGCCGGGCAUGAUGGUGGUGCGCGCCUGUAAUCCCAGCAACUCCGGAGGCUGAGGCAGGAGAAUCGCUUGAACUCGGGAGGUGGAGAUUGCAGUGAGCCAAGACCGUGCUACUGUACUCCAGCCUGGGCAACAGAGCAAGACUCCAUCUUUUUUUUUUUUAGAUGAAGUCUCACUCUAUUGCCCAGGCUGCGGUGCAGUGGCACAAUCUCAGCUUAUUGCAAUCUCUGCCUCCCGGAUUCAAGCCAUUCUCCUGCCUCAGUCAGCCUCCCAAGUAGCUGGGAUUACAGAUGCAUGCCACCAUGCCUGGCUAAUUUUUGUAUUUUUAGUAGAGAUGGAGUUUCAUCAUGUUGCUCAGGCUGGUCUCAGACUCCUGACCUCAGGUGAUCCACCCUCCUCAGCCUCUCAAAGUGCUGGGAUUACAGGUGUGAGCCACUGUGCCUGACCAACUCCAUCUUAAAAAAAAAAAUAAUCUUCCUUAUUACCUUGGUGAACAAAGAGGAGGAUAUAGCAUAGCCACAUUUCCCUGUCAGAAGCUUCAUGAAGAUAAGAAGAGGUUUCAGGAGGUUUGGGUUAAGUUCUAGAACAUGCGUUACUCUUGGGCUGGAUCUUCUGGAAGCCACUAGCUGCUCUUUCCCUUAAAGGAAACCAUUGCUCAGUUUGGUGAAGGGUAGAAGAGCACAGGCAAAGGUGGAGAUGGGCUGGCCGUGGAGGGGGUUCCUCAGGCAUCUCUGGAGCUGCAGGCUCUGUUCCCAGCUGGUGAGGUCUUAGGGACAGACCCUUUCCCUCUGCUGGACCUAGGACUGGUAGAAGCAGAAGCUACUCAAUUAUCUCAUCCACUCCGGCAGUAUCCCAGAGUGAUGGUGUUUAUGAACUGUUACUCCUGACACUUUGUUAAUCAUGAUAUUACUGUACUGAAUUUAUCUGUGACUUUCUUCCACUUACGUCUCUACUGCACAUUAAAACCACUAUGUGGGAGGAUAAUUUUUAGUCAUCCCCCCCCCCCCCCCCGCCACCUUUGUACAUUGCAGAGAUUGGCCAACGUGGAAUAUCCAGAUACCGCAGCACCAGCCUCCUCCUUGCUGGUGUGUAGAGGGUUUGGAGUGAUAGCUUCUUUCUAACACCUUUGAACCUGAGUGUUGCUGACAAAGUGAGUGGACUUCCUAGCAGCUCUCCCGUGUGUUGGGAAUGGUAGGAGGGCAACUGCCAGAGAUGAUCGAGCUGCUGUUGGCUUGCACAGGGCAGGACUAGGAACUUCCCGACAGUGAUGGUAGCCUGUUCUGAGUCAUCCAAAUACCUUUUCUUUUCCUGGUUCCAGAUUAUCUGUCAGGGAUUAAAGGUUCACAGAGUGAUUUUUUAAAAAACUCUCAGUGAAUAUUUACUUAGUUGCUACUAUUGGAGUGACCACCUUAGAUUGAAAUUUUGCCAGCAGGGCGCAGUGGCUCAUGCCUGUAAUCCCAGCACUUUGGGAGGCCGAGGCAGGCAGAUCACCUAAGGUCAGGAGUUCGAGACCAGCCAGGCCAACAUGGCGCAAAAAAAAAAAAAAAAAAAAAAGAAAAAGAAAAAAAAUUUUGCUCUUGUCUAGGUCCCUGGAGUCAUAAGUGUCUUGCCUAGAGGUUGAUAAAUUCACUGCAGUACUAUUCUAACCCUAGUUAAAACUGAGUCCUUAAAGGAAAGCUAGACGUUAAGGGACUGGGGUGGUUCCUUGUGAUAAGGAACCGGACAUUUGUGAUGUCUUAAAAGUGUCUCCCGGCCGGGCGUGGUGGCUCAUGCCUGUAAUCGCAGCACUUUGGGAGGCCGAGGCAAGCAGACCAUGAGGUCAAGAGUUGGAGACCAGCCUGGCCAACAUGGUGAAACCCUGUCUCUACAGAAAAUACAAAAAUUAGCUUGGCAUGGUUGCCUGCACCUGUAACCCCAGCUCCUCAGGAGGCUGAGGCAGGAGAAUUGCUUGAACCCAGGAGGCAGAGGUUGCAGUGAGCUGAGAUUGUGCCACUGCACUCCAGACUGGGUGACAGAGCGAGACUGAGACUCCAUCUCAAAAAAAAAAGUGUCUCCCCACAAAUUACAAGUUCAAAAAAUAUGUACAUUAGAGAAAUCAGACAACACAUUGACCACAUGACCAAAGUAUAAAAUCAAAAUGCAGUCACUGACAAGAGGCAGAGACCUCAUGUGCCUCCAGAUGUCACCUAUGUGAUGUUCCAGCAGGAGCCAAGAACUUGAAUUCAAUCAUGAGGAGAUGACAGGGAAAGCUGGAAGGUGGGAGGUUCUGUUUAAAGAGAGAGAGAGAAGGGACACCAUAUUCUUUUAAUGUCAGUGUUGUAAUUGACAAAUACAGGUUGUAGAAAUGUUUCAAAUUAAAGGAAUGGCUACUUAAAGGGACACCUGGAGGAAAAAUAAUACUAUAACUGACAUCACUGGGUCAAUGACAAAAGUCAGACUGUUAGAUAACUGCAAAUGUUAUUAUUAAACUGUGUAAAGUUGAUAAUUCUACUGUGAUUAUGUAAGAGAAUGUGAAAGACUACCCCUGGAGUAUUUAGGGGUAAAGGGGGAUGAUGAACCAUGUAACUUGAGCUCAAAUGGUUCCACAGGGAGCCUGGUGUCCGGCAGCACGCAAGUCCUCUUCAGCUGUCUGUCGCUGACAGUGCUGCCCUAUUCAUUAUGUUAUGGCUGGGGAUUGGAUCGAAUUGGAAUCACACUGCUGUGACCCUGUAGAGAACGGGAGAGAACAUGGGAUUCUCUGUUUUUAAGGCCUGUAGACGAUUAGAAUAUUGAUCACCUCUAACCGCUUUUUAAACAGUUAAAAGUUAAAAGCUCCCUUUGGGAGCUUGCCUGUGUAAACUUAGGUGAGGCCAGGCAGCUGACCAGAGAGGGAGACCAGCCCAGGAGUCGCAGAUAAUGACUACCUCAGUCAUUAAACACACAAGUAAUCCAGAAUGCACUUGAUUAAGCAGUCAAUGUGAAACUGUCAAAACCAUAGGCCAUUUUAACAAGGCUUUAACUUCACAAAUGGAACACUUCGUGAAUUCGUGUGUCAUCCUUGCACGGAGGCCAUGCUGAUUUUCUCUGUAUCAUUCCCGUUUUAGCAUAUGUGCGGCCGAAGCAAGCACAUGUCAAGGAUUUUUUUUUAAAUCUGGGUAGGGAAAAAAUUAAGAGAUUUAGCCUGUGUUAUAAUCUUUCCCUUCCCAAAUGUCGAUAUUGUUAUAUAAUGCAUGAAGUUUACCAUUUAUGUAGGAUGCAAGCAUUAGAACAAUUUAAUAAGGCAAUUCUGAUGAGAGUGUAACAUGAACAUAUGAAUAGGUUCAGCUCUGGGUUCUCCAAUGCACAAUUACACAUUGUUGGUAAACAACCUGAGACUCUUUUAGGCUGGCCGGUGUAAUGUGUCUCUUACUGGCAAGAUACACACUGGAUAUCGUGGCAGAGGUGUCAGAUGUAAAGACAAUUUCUAUUUCUCAAAAAAAAAAAACCCAUAAACAAAAACACUUUAUUAUUCUGAAAAAUCCCACAUUUACUCACUAUGUAAAGAUGUCAACCCUAAGAUGCUUUGUUCAUAUUAUAUUCUAAAUUCCAGAGUUUGAUGUUUGUGACAUGUUUCAGGAGAUCUGAAAAGGGCAGUAAUGGAUACACCCCAGGCUGCUUUGCUCUGAGCAGCUGGUAGAGUGAAAUAUUUAAUGUCUCUCUCACUACUAGGGUGACAUUUUCCUGUGCCCUGAGCACAGUAGGUUACGAGUUAGGUAUUUCCCUUCCUAUUAAUGAUUCAACACACGAAAGUAAAUUUGAGCCCCGAUGUGGGCUAUAGUAACUUCUCAGCUGUCCCUGAAGUGUCAAUUUGGUGAUGUGUUUCUUCUCCUAGGAUUUAAUCCUCUCACAUAAGAAUAACAACAGCUAAUAUUUACUGAGCCUUCCUUUGGGUCAAGCCCUAUUCCAGAGCCUUCUAUAUAUUGGAUCGUUUUAUCCUCACAGCAGCUGUAAAAGGCAGCUGCUAUUGUCUUUUUCUCAUUUUACAGAUGGUAAACUGAGGAACAGUGAUAUUACUUCAUAAUUUUUUUUUUUUUUUUUUUUUUGAGACAGAGUCUCACUCUGUCACACAGGCUGGAGUGCAGUGGUGCGAUCUUGGCUCACUGCAACCUCUGCCUCCCAGGUUUAAGCAAUUCUCCUGCCUCAGCCUCCUGAGUAGCUGGGAUUACAGGCACGUGCCACCACACCUGGCUAAGUUUUGUAUUUUUAGUAGAGAUGGGGUUUUACCAUGUUGACCAGGCUUGUGUCGAACUCCUGACUUCAAGUGAUCCACCCACCUCUGCCUCCCAAAGUACUGGGGUUACAGGCGUGAGCCACUAAAACUGAUUCUUAAAAGAAAAAAAUUGUAAUACACAAAAAGAACAAGUAAAUGCUAAAUAUUCCUGUUUAAGCAAAGAACAACUAUGCCUCCUCAAGUCCAAUGCAAAUGGAGUGGCCCUGACUCAUAAAACAUUAUGAUUUUCUAUAAAAUUUUCACUUUAUGAAAUAUUCAGAUGUAUUUUUUCUUUUUUUUUUUUAAGAUGGAGUCUUGUUCUCUCUGUCACCCAGGCUGGUGUGUAGUGGCAUGAUCUCGGCUCACUGCAACCUCUGCCUCCCAGGUUCAAGGGAUUCUCCUGCCUCAGCCUCCUGAAUAGCUGGGAUUAUAGGUGUGCACCACCAUGCCCAGCUAAUUUUUGUAUUUUUAGUAGAGACGGAGCUUUACCAUGUUGACUAGGCCAGUCAUGAACUCCAGACCUUAGGUGAUCUGCCAACCUCAGCCUCCCAAAGUGCUGGGAUUACAGGCAUGAGUCACUGUGCCUGGUGUCUUUUAUUUUUUAAAAGAAUCUCCUCUUAACUGUCUAUGUAAAGAUUAUUUAAUAUCUGAGUUUUCAAGAUGGAGCCAAUGGCUGCCCAAAGCAUGUGUUCCCUUCAGAGCCCAUGUUAGUGAUUAGUACACAUGUGCCUACACAAUGGUGACCAAAUGCUAAUACAUUAGUUUAUUUGAAGGAGAGUUUUGUUGUUGUUGCAUUGUUUUGUUGUUGUUGUUGUUGUUGUUGUUGUUGUUGUUGUUGUUUGAGACAGUCUUGCUCUGUCGCCAGGCGCCAGGCUGGAGUGCAAUGGCAUGAUUUCGGCUCACUGUAACCUCUGCCUCCCCGGUUCAAGCAAUUCACCUGCCUCAGCCUCCCAAGUAGCUAGGAUUACAGACAAGCACCACCAUGCCCAGCUAACGUUGAUAUUUUAGUAGAGACGGGGUUUCACUAUGUUGGCCAGAAUGGUCUCAAUCUCCUGACCUUGUGAUCUGCCCAUCUUGGCCUCUCAAAGUGCUGGGAUUACAGGCAUGAGCCACUGUGCCCGGCCUUGCAUUGUUUUAAUUAAGAUUUCAAACAUAUGAAGAAAUAGAAAAAGUAAAAUGAAUCUCCUCGUUCACGGCAAAGGCCAAUGUUGUUUUUAUCUAUAGAUCUGUCCACUUCCUCUCUCUCCAUAUUAUUUCAAAGCAAGCUCAGUCAAUGCAUCUUUCCAUUCAGCCUGGUUUUGAAAUUUGGUUUGUUUCCCUUGUUCAUACCAUGACCAAGGUGGUUUGCUGAGCAUACUUUGAGGAAAGCAAAAAUCUGUAUCAAAGUACUUGUGUUACUGGGUAUCUCUUCCCUUGUUGACACAGAUGAUCUUUGCUUAAUGAAGGUUUUUCAAUCACUCCACUUUCUUAUCUUGAAGUUAUUGUCAUCUAGAAAAUAUAGACUAUCUUAAAUAACUACAGUUCUGUGAAAACUUAACCUGGGGGCAGGAGACAGAGUGAUUGAGGGGAAAGGAUGCAGGAUUUGGCUUCGGAUGCUAAGACCUGGUUCCUCUACCUUUUGUCAUUUCUGAGAACCUGGAUACAGCCUUGAACUCUGAGCUUGAUUGGUCGUUUGGUAGUUCUUAAUGAAAGGUCUACUGUGUGUCACGCGCUGUUCUGGGCAAUGAAGCUAUUUCAGAGAAUAAAAUGAAAAGAAUCUACGUUUCAAUGAUGUUUUAUAGAUAAGUAUGAUAAUGGACGUGAAAAGCUUUUGCAAGCUGUGGAGUGCGAUUAUAAAGGCUUGUUUCCUGCUGUUUUUCACUUGAAAACUACAGUUCCCUGAUGUUUCGGGUUUACAGUAGUUAAUAAUAAGCUAAGCUUUAUUGAAGGGGGAUAUAUUAUGAAUUAUAUCUAUGUGCCUUAGUGAAUUUCUGAGGAAAUGCAUCACUGAAAUGCCUCACUCAGGGGAUGUCUGGGGCCCACAUACUAUGCACUCCAUUCAGGGCUUUACAUGGGAUCAGGAUUAAGCUUCACAGGGACCCUCUCAGGUAACCGCUAUCUUCAUGUUGUAAAUGGGAAGUAGUAAGAAUAUUUUUCCCAAGGUUCGGCAGGUGGUGUGCCUUAGAGCUGGGAUCUCAGCCCCUGUCUGUCUAUGCUCAGAUGGGAGCCUUUAACCAUUUCUUGAUUCUGUCCCACUUGAGAAAUUAGAGGAAUAGGCCAUGGUUGUACACCUUUAGAUGAAGAUGAUGAUGAUGAUGAUUAUUAUUAUUUGAGAUAGCGUCUCACUCUGUUGCCCAGGCAGGAGUGCAGUGGUGUGAUCAUGGCUCACUGCCACCUCCGCCUCCCAGGCUCAAACGAUUCUCCCACCUCAGCCUCCCAAGUAGCCGGGACCACAGGCACAGGCCAUAACUUCCAACUAAUAUAUAUAGAGGUAUUUUUGUAGAGAUAGGGUUUCGCCAUGUUGCCCAGACUGGACUUGAACUCCUGAGCUCAAGCAAUCCGCCCACCUCAGCCCUCCAAAGUGCUAGGAUUAUAGGCAUGAGCCACCAUGCCUUGCCUGCACCUUUGGAUUUUUACUUUUUUAGAAACAAAAACAACCACAAUACAAGGCAUAAUGCAAAGAAUGGGUCAGACAGUAAGUUAUUAAAGUGCUAAUGAUAAAGCUAUUCCAUUGGGAUUUGAGGACCUGGAAAAGGAAUGAAGGUGCCUCGCUGCCCUUGUGAGGGAGCAGAGGGGCCUGCAAUGGGCGGGGCCAGAGCAGAUAGAGCCUCUCCAAGUUCUAAUACAUGUGUGAAAAUCUGGUCAUUUCUGUAAUGAAGCACAACAGAAACGUCUAUCAGUAGAUUUUGAAGGUAAUAUGGAAGACUUACAGAUCUCCUUUUGACCUAUAGAAGCCUUUUCUUGAAAGUCAUCGAUUCUGAUUUCAGAAUAUGGUGGUGUAAUUGUAUUUGUGUUUGGUCCAGACAGAAAAAUAAAUUCCUUUUUGUUUUUUGGGGUGUUUUUUUUUUUUUUUUUGUGACAGCAUCUUGGCUCACUGCAACUUCUGCUUCCCAGGCUCAAGUGAUACUCCCGUCUCAGCCACCCAAGUAACUGGGACCACAACUACACCACCAUGCCCUGCUAAUUUUUAUAUAUAUAUUUUUUUUUGUAGAGCUGUGGUUUCACCAUAUUUCCCAGCCUGGUCUCCUGAGCUCAUGCAAUCCUCCUGCCUUGGCCUCCCAAAGUGCUGGGUUACAGGUGUGAGCCACAAGGCCAGUCCAGAAUUCAUUGUUGAUAGCCUAAAUUACUAAUGUUUAAAUGAUAACAAGCAUGGAUAAUAUUUAUUUUUUUAUUCUAUGUUAUUUUUUGAGACAGUCUUGCUUUGUCACCCAGGCUGGAGUACAGGGGCACAGUCUCUCCUCACUGCAACCCCUGCAUCCUGGGCUCAAGCGAUUCUUGUGCCUUGCACUCCCAAGUAGCUGGGAUUACAGCAGGCAUGUACCAUGAUGCCUGGCUAAUUUUUUGUAUUUUUAGUAGAGACAGGGUUUUGCCAUGUUGGCCCAGCUGGUCUCGAAGUCCUGGUCUCAAAUGAUAUACCUGCCUUGGCCUCCCAGAGUGUUCAGAUUAAAGGCAUGGGCCACUGAGCCCAGACAAACAUUAAUAAUAUUUAAAUACUCAUGUGACACAGGAAAACAUGCACAAGGUUGUCAUUGUUAGUGCAACAUUGUUUUCUGUGAGUGAGGUUUAAGCUUUGGAAAACUAAGACAAAUUCAUUGUAGACAAAUCUCUGUUUUUUUUUUUUGAGAUAGAGUUUCACUCUUGUUGCCCAGGCUGGAGUACAAUGGCAUGAUCUCAGCUCACUGCAACCUCCACCUCCCAGGUUCAAGCAAUUCUCCUGCCUCAGCUUCCCAAGUGGCUGGGAUUACAGGUUCCUGCCACCAUGCCCAGAUAAUUUUUGUGUUUUUAGCAGCGAUAGGGUUUCGUUAUGUUGGCCAGGCUACUCUCGAACUCUUGACCUCAGGUGAUCCACUCACCUCAGCCUCCCAAAGUGCUGGGAUUACAGGAGUGAGCCACCCUGCCUGGCUUGACAGAUCUCUCUUAAGAAGAAGGUGGAAACAAGUAGGUUAGACUCUGAGGAUGGGUAGGGCGAUAGCCAGAAUGAACGGAUAUGCAAGGCAGGCCUGGUUGAGGCGCACUUGGAGGUGACGACCUGUUUUGUGGCCCAGACACCUGCUUUUGAUCUUGAGUGUAGCUCAGUUUUUCAUUGAUGAAUACUGCAAAAGAGCAUAUGUCACAACUCUGAAAUAGCUGAAAGAAUGGCAUCAUGUACAUCCAGAGCACAGUCUGUUCAGAGCGCUUUUAAAACAUGCAUUGAAAAUAUUUUAAUUAGCUCCAGAUAUCUAAUAGUAAAGUUCAAAUUCAUGUGACAUUUAAAGGCUUUUCAGUAGCUUUCUUUGAGUUGUGCAGUGUGCAGGCACUCCUGAUUUACUUUUGACUGCUUAUUUAGGGACUAUUUAAACACCUAGUUUUUUUUUUUUUUUUUUUAGAUGGCGUUUCACUCUGUUGCCCAGGCUGGAGUACAGUGGUGCUACCUCGGCUCACUGCGACCUCCACCUUCCAGGUUCAAGCGAUUUUUGUACUUCAGUCUCCCAAGUAGCUGGGAUUAUAGGCUCACACCAUCAUGCCCAGCUAAUUUUUGUAUUUUUAGUAGAGAUGGGGAUUUACCAUGUUGGCAAGGCUGGUUUUGAACUCCUGACCUCAAGUAAUCCACCUAACUUGGCCUCCCAAAGUGCUGGGAUUACAGGCAUGAGCCACUGCACUCAGCCCUAAACCCCUAUUUUAUUCUUAAUGGUCUUCUCUCUAUUCUUAAACACUAAUUCCAUUUUUUUCUUUCUUUUUUAAAAGAGCUCUGAAAGUGAGGAGGAUCGAUAUGUUAAAAUAUCAAGAUCAGGCCAGUUAGAUUUGCUAUUGUUGGGAAUUUAGGCCUGGCAUUGAUUUAUUGAUAGACAGCCAACAGUUUGCUCACAAGAGUGGAGGUGGGUUUGGGGGAAGGAGAUGGGUUGCUGGGAGGGAGAGAAUCCUCUAGACAAUUCAGCCAGAGUCUGCUUCCUCCCCAGAACUACAGGUGACAAUGACAGUGAGCUCUAUUUCCUGAAUAAUGGAUCAAUCUUCCUGACUCAACCCAGAGUUCUAUAGGGUGUCUUCACCUAAAUCAGGUUAAUUUGGGGAUAAGUUUUCAGGUUAGUAACAUGUUGAAUAUUAUAAGUGCUAAUAACAGCAUUAAGUAAAAGUUAUAAAUAGUAUCACGACAACAGUAGAGUUAAAGAGGAUGUUUCCUUUAUCACUGGAGUCCAGUUACAUUCAAGCAAGUCAUUUUCUCUUUAUGGGAGAUGCGGGUUGAUUGAAGUCUGGGUCUACAGAGAAGGUGGACUAUGGAAAAGCAAAACAUAUGCAAACAUUUUGGUUGGUUUUACAUUUUAUUUUAUGUUAGAAUCAUAUGUAUAUAUAUUCUCUGUACUAUUUGCCUUUGUGGGGGUAGGGGCUGGAGUGAGCAUUGCUCAAUCAAACCCAAGCCCUUGUCACCAUGUGCUACUCACCCACGAAAGUACACAAAGAUUUUAAAGGGGAAGCCAACAUUGAUUGGGAGGAGAAAAUAACCACAGCAGAAAAAAAAUUCCAGAAUACAUUAGCAUUUUUCCUCUGGCCAGGCUUUUUUUUUUUUAAGAGAAGGAAGAGAAAGCAUCUUUAAUGGGCACUUCUUUAAAACUCCAGAACAUUUCAAAGAUAUUUUAAUACACGUAGGAUACUUUUACACGUGUACCUUUUCUCUUAAAUGCAAAUCAGAAUAGGUGUUUGCACAAGGCCUGCAUGAGUCACCCCUAGUUCAGCAGCCUGGCCUUAUUUGCAUUAAACACCAGUUGCAGUUCCUUCUGGUUAUUCCCUGCAUAACUCUUAAACCUGGGUAACUGCAAAAUUAAAUUAAAUUAAAUUAAAUUAAAUUUUAAAAUAGCAUACUUAACUUUUGGGUAAUUAGAAGAGAGAAAAGAAAACAUGGUCAUUUAGGUCUUAAUUAUAUAACUUGUUACAAAAGAUAACCACAGCUUUUCCUUUUGUGUACAUAGUCAGCAAAGGUGGGUUCAGAAUUUAUAAAGACACAAAGUAACAAAUUUGCAGUACCUGAUUGUGAAGUCCUCUGUUUACUGGAAUUAAGGAAUUUGAAAGGCCCUCUCAAAUGUUAAAGCUAUAUAUUAGUUAGCCGGGGCUGCUGUAACAGGGUACCACACACAGAGCAGCUUAACAGAAGUUUAUUGUCUCACAAAUCUGGAAGCCAGAAGUUCAAGAUCAAGGUGUUGGCAGGGCCAUCUUCCCUGUGAGGGUGCUGGAGAAGGAUCUGAUUCAGGAUUCUCUCCUAGUUUCUGGAAGUUCCUUGGCUUGUGGCAGCAUGACUCCGAGGAAUUUCAUUCCAGUUACCCCUUAUAUGUCCUUGGGCAAAGAACCAACCUCUUAAUGUCACUUUCUUUACCUGUAGAACAGGGAUAAUAAUUUGAUCCUCAAUAAACAAAGUAAGAUAAUGCGAAUACAUAGUGCAGAGCCUGACAUGUAGAACCCAUAGUUAGCUCUGUAAAUGCUCACCACCAGCGUCGCAGGAAAACACAGGGAGUUUCAGAAGCCUUACAUCAGAAGUAUUACCAUGGGUCCUUAAACUGACCAGAUUUGUAGGAGAAGCUUGGACACACUCCUUUUAUUUUACCUGUU